Messenger RNA from Xyrichtys novacula (pearly razorfish), 56687 nucleotides. NCBI's taxonomy places the organism in Eukaryota, Metazoa, Chordata, Actinopteri, Labriformes, Labridae. The record is from the annotation of a GenBank genome assembly.
UUCAGAGGAGCUAAAAAUUAGAGUAAGGGUACACAUUUUCACUAUUUUGCUUAAUCAUUGCAAAAAAUAAAAAAAUAAUAUAAAAUAAAUAAAAAAACUUGAAAUUCACGCGUCCAAACAAGUAAGUUGAUCAUUUUCACAGACUUUGACAUAAUCGAGUGUUUCCGCUCCCUCAUGCACACCUUCCUCUCCGUCCCCUUUAAACGGGGAGGUGCUCCGGUGCUCACCCCCAGCCCGGGGCUCCUUGCUGCGCUGCGGGAGGGGGAGAGAGGGAGAGCGGGCUGACUGUGAGCGGACGCGUCGGAAACCUCCCCGGAGGGGCCCCGUGUAAUUCGAUGCAUGCUGUUAAAGCUUAGAGUAUAUUGUCUUCCCUUUUGCUUAUGAAGCCUCCACCCACCGGCCCACCCUACAUUUAGCGGAUCAUGUGACUCGGGGUAAGUCAUUUGCAAGUACAACAGUUCUCUGUGCGCUCCCAUUCAUUUCCUGAGAACUGCCUGAGCCGAGCAGCUGAGAGGCAGAAGGGGAGGGAGCAGUCACAUACACUCACACACACAUACACAAACACACACACACAUACAUACAGGCAGAGUGAGAGGAGAGGGAGAGGAGGAGAGGAGACAGAGAGGAAAACAGUCUCCUUGUCUCCACGGCUCUGCAGCUUCUGACAAGGUCUGUGCUUUUAUUUUUUGUUAGUGUGAGUGAGUGAGUGAGUGUGUGUGUGUGUGUCCGUCCUGUUCCUGUGCUGGCUCGCCGCUGUGUGCUUCAUUUGUCACGUUGCUGGGGCUUUGUGCUUGCUUUCAGUGCGUCUCGUUCAGCUGUCAUUUCUCUGUCAGGGCAGAUGACAGCUCUGAUCACCUAUGGCAUUGUGUUUGGUGUCUUGUCACUGUGUGUGUGAGUGGGAAACAAGAGACCCUGCAUGGUGCUGGCUGGACAUAAGACACCUUUUCCCCUAGUGUAGAUUCAUAAGCUGUCAUAAAAAGUGAUUGUCUAGUGAAUGAGCAGCAGCAUCUUCACUUUACAACUCUGAAAUCUUUAAUGUGUCACUUGAAAACUUCCAAACCCGUAACUUUUUCAGAAUUUGUCUGUGUUUGUGAGGGAUAAAAGAGUGUGAAGUGAGACUGCUGCAAACUCUCUCUUGCUGGAAAAAGUUUGCAGCUUGUCAGAGUUUUGUGCAUGCCUUAAGAGAGUUGAGUGUGUGUGUGUGUGGGUGUGCAUUUGUGUGAAGAAUUGUGUGUGUGUGAGAGACGAGCUUGUUUGCCUACUGUAGCAGCUCAGAGAGGCUGUUAGCAACGGGUUAAACAUUAGGAGGCUCGGGUAGCGGAGGAAGGACACUAGGGGGGAGGUGUGUGUGUGUUUGUGUGUGUGUGUGUGUGUGUGUAUGUGUGUGGGAGUGUUGCAGGGGUGGUGUCUUGGAUGUCAUCGGCAGCGCUCUCACUUGCAGGGUAAUAGUCAUUGGUAUUGAUGGGUGGCUGUCAGAGAGGCAGAGAGCCACCAGGUUGGGGAGAGUGGCCGGGGGCUGGCCCUUGGCUGUUAUUUUCAAUUACAGGGGACCCGGGCAGAGCUGACAGCAAAGGCAUUUGUACAUCCAGCAAAGAGGGGGAGGAGGAGGAGGAGGAGGGAGUGUUGGCGAGGAGGAGGAGGAGGAGAGGGAGGAGGGUGGAGAACGGGAGGGGGGAGAUGAGACUCUGGCCUCUGCUCCUGGGUUUGAUGUGGAAACUGAGCACUGACCUCUGUGACUUUACCCCCGCGUAGUUGAGGGGCCCUGCCCUGCCUGUAAAUGUGUGGCGGCUGUAGGGUGUGUUUAUGUAUGUGUGUUUUUAAGUGGGGGUCUCAUCUCAAAAAAAAAAAAGAGUAACCAUAAAGAAGUAGAAAGGAGGGGCUGGGCUAUGUGUGAGGAGGAGACCCCCUGCUGCUCUCGGAUGUUCAGCGGGUAAGAUUAGCGGCCGUUUAAACUCUCGCUUAAAUCCAUUUAUAAAGGCGCCGUCUGCAUGAAUUAGCCGGCUGAUAUUACCUCACAUUGAGACGGAACUCUGCAGCUUCACUUUUUAUGAACAGAAAAGAAGAACUGUGUCAGAGUUCUGAAAUUUACACCUUGCAAAUAUCUGCUGGUGUGCUGUCCAAAUAGGUGAAAUGUUUUAUUUGCAGAGGGUGAAAUAAUCUGUUUCCUUUUGGGUAUUUUUGCAACAAUGAAAUAGUUAUUUUGCUGCAAAGCUCAACUUACCGGUGACCAAACACAGUUCUCAGUUCAGCCAUGAUCUAACAGCAGUCUUUGGUGUUAGAAAUAAAACCUUACAGAAGUGCUUAAAACUGCAGUUCUUCGAGUGACCACCUGGCUUCAAGGAAACUCCAUUUGCUGCUGUAUUGACAUUCCCAUUAUCCUGCAGAAACAAGAAUUUUUCAGUGGAGUGGGACGGAGGGGGGACCAAUCAUUUGAUUUCAAAGAAUUGAAAUAUUGAGGCUGCAAAUUUUGCACAGUUGGGCUCAGUUUGGGGCUUGGCUGAUUUGACUGACAGGCUGGCACCUUUUAGCUGUUGGCCAGGGGACUACAGGUCUACCUUAAACUCAGCCUCUUAGCCUCAUGGUCAGCAUUUCCAGUAUGGUAACCACUGUUUGACAGCUCCAAAGAAAAAGUAAUGGGUGACACCACUGAGACUACAUUUAUGUUUUAUAAAGUAGUGGAACAUACUGAUGAGUGUUAACUUUUCCGUUGAAACCAUGUCAAAAGAACUCUACAGACAUAAAAUACAGUCUUAAUGUGACAACUAUGACUAAGCUGUGAAACUUAUAUUUCACCUUUUUAUAGUUACGAGCUACAUUUGCACCCAAAACCUAAUAACCUGAACUAUACAAACAGCCAGAAUUAAAGUCGAGUGAUGGCGCAUUCAACUUCAUUUGUAUAAUUCAAAUUAAAUACACAGAGAAAAUACAGCUAGAAAAAAUCCUAAAAAAUAGAAAAAUCAUUGAAUGCAACAGACAGUGUUAAAGUUUUUGCAGAUGUUUUGAAUGUAAUCCCCGCCAUUAGUCUACACACCAGAACUACCUCUCAGUUCAGCAAAUCAUUACUAGUUUUAUUAUUGUAGGCGUAAAGUGCUGGUCAAAUGUUGAGUCUAGGCCGUAGUGCAGCCACCUGCCACCAAUCAGGACUGUAGCCUGUAUAAAUGGUCACCACUGUGAUACGAUGAUUCUCUACUACCUGGGUGUAAACAUGCACAGAUGACAGCUUGCAUGGUGGUAAUGAAAUUAGAUUUAUAUAAGUGGUAUCUAGGAGGACUAAGGGCUGGUGGUGCUAGCUCUGCUAAUGUUAGGCACACUCUGCAAGCCAAUCCGACUCUUUUUGUUUAGCUCUAGUGAAUAAAUUUGACUGAAUUUCCAGUGCUUUCUAUUCUAUAUGGCUGUUGGUUCACUAGAUUAAAAAGAGAAACAAUAAAUCACAAAUUAGCCACUUCUAAACAUCUGUAAUUUUGAAUUCUUUCCAGCUGCUUUCUUCCUACAACAUUUGCAACACAGAUUUGACAAUUAAUUUCUGUCUCUCCUCACAACCAACCAGGUGCUAAAAAUUGUUACAUUUUUUUUUUCAAUCCUCUUCUUUUACCAUAAAUGACUAUAUUUUGUCUAUGUGCAUAAAUCAGGAAAAGUUAGAAUAACUCGUAUAUUCCUCCAAAGGACAAAAACGUAAUCAAGUGUUAUAUGAUGUGGUACAUCUGCGUUUGUUUUCCUCCACAAAUGCCUCAAGCUGCCAUAGUCACUGUCUUCCUUCGAUGGCUCAACAAACCUCUACCCCAGACACGGUCCAGGGACUUAUGAUAAAGAUCAGUGCAGGUGGGGGGACUCAAUUAAAAACCCAAUCAUCAACCGAUAGACUCUAUCUGUCCAUCAACAGCACUCUGCCCGGCGCAUUUAAUUGCAUGGCAGGAUUCCCCACUAAAGGCAUCAUCUGUCUGCCACAGAUCACAACACACAAAUUGGUCGUGUGUUGACAGAUGGAAUCUUUCAGGAAGAGGUGGCUGUGCGGUCUGACGACAUGAACGCUCACUGUCUUAUACAAGGAGAUGUGAAAUUCCCUGUAUUACCCCUAAUCAGCUGGGUUAACUGCUGCCAUAUUGACAGACUGCUGUACCAUUGAUCUAGGUGGGUGUUAUGGAGUGUAUCGUCAUUGAUUGCGGAUAGACUGCAGUGCACUGUGAGGUUGGAUUCAUUUGGGUCCCUGAGCUGUCAGCCAAGGCCAGAGAGCAGAUUAUAGAGGUUUGGUAUGCUCAAGGUGCAUUGUGGGAUAUUGUGUGGCCUCUCUACUUAGGGGUUGCAGAGACAGAUUUUCAGCCACUAGAAACUGCCAAUACACAAAAAACCUAAAAGACAAUUACAAUGACAUAUUCACUGACAAGCACUUACACUAAAGUAGUACGUCAAGGGCACACAUCUGCAUUAUGUCAGUCCCACUGCACCCAAAUAGAUGGGUGACUUGAUGUAUUGAUGUACAGAACAAAAAGAUACGCGUAUGCAGACAGUUGUUCAGAACUUCCCAAGUGUGAAAUAAGAUUUUGGUUGUGUCAAUUAUCAUUUAUUUUCUACUUUCCUCUCAUUAAAUAGGAAAUCCAACACUGAGAAAUAUAAAGCGAUCACAAUGGCGAAUAAAAGGUCAUUUUACUUGCGGAGCUGGUCACACAUUGGCUGCUUUAUUUACGCUAUCUUUACACUGAUAUACUUUAAUCACCAGCUGUACACCACCUUUAAUUUUGCAUUACGAUAUAUUUAAAGUCUUCUACUCGGGGUACAUUAAUUUUACAUUUUAAUUUUUGGCAUCUAUGUGUCCUUGAAACCAACUACAUUAGAUUUUUUCUCUUUCUAUAUACUCCACUUUAUCGGACUAUCUUGUCCAAGCAGAUGGCAGUAUCAGUGAGUCUGGUUCUGCUUGAGGUUUCUGCCUCUUUAAACAAAGUGCAUCCAUGGACAAAUAUUUGGUUUCUCGUAGUUUUAUUAGAAAGUAUUGGAUAAGGUGUCAUUGCAACAAAUACUUGUAGCCAGGACCAUAUUCACAAAAAAACUUAUUAAGAAUAAAUAAAGCACUAGAGUUAUGUACAGCUCUGGAGGUGCAAGGAGAGCAAUGGGGGGCACAUUGCGUUCAUUACUACUGCAUCAGUGUCAAACAACAGUCAAAGUAAGGCAACUAAAGCCUCCUUAAUUCCAGUCAGGGAUGAAUCUUGAUCAGGACAUCAGUUUGAGCAACUGUGAGAAACUUUCUCUUUGUUUUCUCAAACUGAGUCGCUCAUAAUCCGUGGUGAAAAAUCUCAUCCCACCCCCUUUUGAAACACCUAACGUACUUAAUGAAGAACUGUGCAGGAUCUACCCAGUAAACAAAGGCUCUCGCUGCAGCAGGCUGUACAUUGUUUUGACAGACAGUGAAUAUAAUGUUAUAGAAAUGGUCUAUUCUCUGUACGAUGGUCCUCUGCCUGAACAGGCCAUAUAGAGAUAUCAGUACUAAUUUCACACUGUUUUUUUGUUUUUCUUGUGCUAUAAGUUUUUUGCUUCAAGCCGCUGCACAUUUGUUCUAUUUAACGCAUUCAUAGAGGAUCUGAUGUUGUGGUCACAAUGGUUUACUUGAUAAUAAAGUCUGUAGCUAUAAAUUGAGACUUGUCAGGAAAGUUAAAUUUAUAGUUAAAGUUAAACAUCGUUAAACAUCCGUACAUCCUGUUGCUAAUUAGGUGAUGCUAACUUGAUUUCUUGUGAGACAGGGCUGUUGUAUGUUGAUGAUGGCUGCAAGCUGAACUCCCUGUGCUGUUAUUUCACCAUGUCAGAAGUUGACAAAAUGUUCUCUCCCUUUGCGAUUUCUCUUGUGGAUUCAGCCUUUGACCCCCAUGUCCAGCCCACGUUUGUUUACCAAAAAAUGAGUUAAGGGUGUACAUGGAGUGCUAGAGCAAGUGUGUUCAGCGACUGACAGAGAAAGAGAAAGAGAGAGAGGGUGGGGAGAGUGAGCACGGAAAGUAUUGUGCAACAGCAAAUGACGCUGAGGUUGAUAGUCUAAAUAGUGAAGUCAAACAAAAAGAAUGACAAUGCAACAUGGGAGAUUACAGAGCUGUAAAACGUCAAUUUGUAUAUCUGAAAUUUUUGCAACAGUUGGACAUAGUUGGAGCCUCUGUAAUCAAGUGUAACUCCUGAUAGAAAGAAAGCUUUCUUCAAACAAAACACAGACUUUGAGGAGGCAGAGUUUUAGUUCCCCGGCCAAAGCAUUGAUCCAGGUCUUUUCUCAUAAUGACACCAUCUUUACAGCAGCACACUCAGUACUUACUGGAAGUGACUCAUUUAGCAGCGCUUGCCCCCAGACUCUGAUUUAAGGUCGCUCGACAUGUUUCCAUGGCAAGGAUGGAAAGGUAUGUCGGUGGAAGGGCCUGUCUAUCUGUGGUGAUGUUUCCCCUAUCAACCUAGUGUGUAUUUAACUUUAGCCAAAUAUGGUCACUGAACAGGAGAAAAGAAGAAAAGGAAGGAAGCCAAGAAAAAGAGCAUGGAAGAGCGUUCAAAGUCAGCAUUUUCUAAGGGUUUUGGACCCUUUUUGAGGCAGUUCUACAGAAAGAGUUUCCCUUUAUAGAAACUUUGGGAAGCUGCAUCUGUAGCAUCAAUUCACUUAACUCACACAGAGAGUAUUUUCCUCUAACUUCCUGCUCAGAGUGGGAAUCUAAAAUGCUCUAUUAAUAACAAACUGUUGAGUCUUAGGUUUGGAAAUUGUACAAACAUAGGUGGUCUAACUUUUGUCAGAUUGACCGCUGUUGAGUAUUUGAACCAAAGAUAAAAUCUCCAGUAUUUAAGAACUCUUUGCCAACUUAACCACUGAAAACGGUGUUGGAUAGAAGUCAGUUGAAACUGGCAUUAGCUGUCGUAAAUAGUUUGAUGGUGGACCAAUAACCUGAUUUUGAAGAAAAUCAACAUAUUUGAUUGCCAAAUAGCAAAUGUUGGUUGACAGCUAACAUUCACCUCCAAUCACUUCCUCACUGACCUUGACAUUUGUUAUUAUUACAGAAGGAAAGGCAUCUGAAAGUUUGAAGAUGCUGGACAGAUGCACGAUGCAGAAUUCCCUUUUGGAGACUUGGAGCAAUUUCAGGGAAUUCAUCCUCACAAUCCAGAAUGGCUUCACCAUACAUUACAAGCAAAAUCAGUCAAUCACAUGAAUAGUAUUGUACACGUUCUAUCAUGAUAUGUUGCUCUCGUCUGCAAACCACCACAUUAAGUGUUAGUAUUACUUGGUAUCGGCUUACAGUGCUGACAACAACUGCUUUAUAAUUUUAGGAGUUAAUUCAACUUUGGUCCAACGUCAUUCCCUAAUGGACGCUGGAUUUCAGACGUAAAUGAUUUUACAAAAACAACAUAUGAUAGCUUAGUAGCUUGUGCUUAGCAAUAACUAACAUUGCGCCACUUCCUAGCUAACAUUACUGUUUAGCUGUGUUUCAUAAUCUCACAGCCUAACUAUUCUUUACCUAUUUGGAUGUAGAUAUACCGAAAAGAAGUCUGUAAAAAUAAAUGUAAAACUUGUCAGGGCAGCUAACCUGGAGUGUAGGUCUACAACAUUAUAGCUUUAUUUGAGCUGCUGUAAAUGUUUGAAUAUGCAGAUGGUCCCAGCAGACCUGUGUAAGGAUGCUGCACAGAUUACUGUGAACCUCAUUUCCAGUUGUGCUUUAGGUCAACUAUUAGGAGAGGAAAUUAUUCAAACAACAUGUGGAAUCCAUUUGGGGUGCUUGUGGCAUUCCACAGGCUUUUUUGGACUCAAGCAAAACCGAUUGUGGGUUCAUGCUAUGGACCAUAACUCCUCUCAAUUAGCUGCUUCAACCAGGUAUCAGCGCUGCACGGCAUGACAGCAAGAGUUGAAAAAGAGAGGAAAAACAAUCGAAGUGAAGGCGUGAGUAGAUGAGUAAUAGAGGUAAACACAGCUGCUGGCUUUUAUUGAGUGGCGUUGGAGAGCUGGAAUGGGUCAAACUGAGGGGAAAAACUCGUGAGCGAAAAUAACCGCACAAGCGCACAUUUGAUGUAACAAGUGUCAGUGUGUUGGAAUGUUUAGCUUGGUCCGUUAUAGUCUGUUUCCGUGUGCGGAGAGUUGAGGUGGGUUUGGUUGUGUCAGCAGAAAGGGAGGUUAGAUAGGGUAGGCUGCAUUGAGAGGACUCUGCAGGACUCUUAAGUGAAAUGCGUGUGUGUUUAUGUCUAUAUGUGUGUAUGUGUAGAGAGAGAGCUGUGUGUGCCACAAGAUAGAGAGUGAGAGGAAAAGGGCACCGAGAGACGAGGGAAUAAAAAACAAGUGUGUUAAAGUGUUUGGGCUGCUAUUAUUUCUGUGUGACUUGUUUACAGUAGAUACUGUAUGAGUCAGUGUAUCGGUGCCUUUUGCAUUGUACAGUUAUUGUAAAACAUCUAGGUCGAUCUUUCAGAGUGCAUUUGAGUGCACGUGUGCUGUGAUGCAUUCAGUUAGACAAGCUAUUGUGAGUAGUAUGUACACACUGCAUAUGUUGGGGGAAGGGGGAUCACUCACACACACAUUCAGACAUACAUGUUGUAACACAAGCACACACAUAGAAGAGCCCAGGGGGCUAAGAGGCAGUAGCAAAGAAUCCCCCAUUAGGGCAGGAGUGUUCUGUCAUCCCUUGGGGAGGGGAGGAAAGGAGAGAGAGUGUGUGGGUGGUAGUGAUGGUGGUGGUGGGUAGGAAGGAUGCAGGUUAUUGUGAGGAUGCUAAUGUAAUGCAUCCCACCUCUCUGUAAGGGCAAGAAAUGAGAGCAGGGUUUCACUCCGACCCUCUUCUGAAGAGCACAGGAAACAGCUUUAACCUUUACACGAAAUGAUGGCUCAUUCCCUCAUGGUAUAUUGCCAUGUAGUUUUUGUAAUAUAACAGGACUGUCCACAGUAUUUGCUUUUGCAGAAAUCAAAGCAUGUAUAAGAGAAAAACUGCAGGUUUUUGAGUCUUUUUAUUUAUGCUUUGCUCACCGUCCACCUAUGUCCGCUUGAGAUGAUUAUUUAGCAGUGUGGUCACCUCAACCUCGGACCCGUGCACCCAGAGUAAAUAAGAGAGGAGAAAAGAGUCACUGAGUGCAUUUCUUAUUGAUUUACUGGAGCUAACCUCUUUUUUCUAUCACCCUCCCUCACUCCAAGGCACACAUACAGUACAGUACAGCCCUACAGUGUGUAAACCUCAACACAGACAAGACCUUGAUCACAACACCAAAGAAAUAUUAGCACAGAAUCUUUCAUUCGGAGGUGUAGUUUAAAUGCUUUACAAUGAAAUGAAGACAGGAAAGGAAAACUUAAUUAUAGAGCUAUGCGUGAAAACCAAACAUUUAAUCUGCUAAAUUAACCACUCUUCAUAGUAUUGCAAUAUCAACAUGCAGUAUGCAGUAAACAAUAUUAAAAACACUGCCUGAAAAUUAAUGAUAAAAACUGAUUUUCAGAGCCAUUUUUGAUUUUCAGAAGAAAUGGGGAGAUAUCUAGGCUCUUACUAGCCAUUAGUGACCCUCAGAUUAAUAAAUGAUAAAUGAGGGAUUAUGCAGUAGAUGAUGUAUGUGUUAGUGCAGACCAUAGACUGUAUAAAACAUGGACAUAAACUCAGUGACAUCACCCAUAGCCUCCUUGCUAAAAGUCACUGUGUGUCCGCCUGCCAAUCAAUUCAGAUGUGCUUCUACUUAUGCAAAAUUUGCAAACCAACAAUCUCCAAAACUAAUGAUUACAGUGUGUGGUGAUAGAGAAAUGAGCUGUUGUGACUGAUUGUCUUUUGAACCUGGCUGUAAGUGUGUAUUUUUGCUCUAAAGAUGGGCGUUUUGAAUGGGUGUGUAUGUGGCUUCUCUGUUUUUUGGGGGCCAGCCUCAAGUGGACACUCAAGGAACUGCAGUUUUUGACACUACUGCUGCAUCAGAUUUAUUUUUCAAACCUGAAGUUUGCACCUUUGGGUGAAUGCAUUUUGGCUUUCCUUAUGCAGAAGCCAGCCUUGGUAAGCCAGUAAAUAUUUCAGAGUUUGCAAAGGUGAAGUUGAAUAAACUGGCAUAAUCACCAAUCUUUGUGCUUACCUUUUAGACAGCAUGACAUUAGCAUGAAACACCAAGCUCUGUUCCCACAGUAACAGCAGAGGCAGAAAUGUCUCAGGCAUCACUCAAGUCUUAACUCAGACUCACAAAGGGCUGCAAGUAUCAUGGCAUCCAUCCCCAAAUUUGGCUGUAAAGAUGUGUUGCCAUACAAUGUGGUUGAAAACAAUGGUUUCCAUGACAUGAUCCAAACUUUAGAGCAAGAAUACAACAAACUAAGCCACCCACACUUCUUAAAAAAUGAAUGCAUACCUGCAUUAUACAGUAGAUAGAAAGCUGUGCUGUCACUUUCCUAAGCUGAAAAAGUGGCUAUUAAGGGAAAACAAAGGGGUACAUGACUAUUACCUCUUAUCACAUUGAUCAGGGAUGGCAUAAGAAAAGCCCUGUUUUGCAAACCAGAGUUGUCGAUGAAGUCAAUACUGGUUAAAACAUUACUGGUACUGGUGAAUACUGGUCAAAAAGCUACUUAAUUGUGUGACAUGCACAAUACAACAUUGACGGGGCUGAAAACCUCAACCCAAAGUGCAUGCUCCAGUAUAUUUCACAAUCAUAAUGCAUAGUCUUGCUCCAAAUGGACCAUUGGCAUUAUUGUAUUGUAUUGCAGACCAUAUCAUAUUAUUGUUGAAAUGUUUUGUUAAACUCCUAUGCGGGACUGUGAAAAUACAUGACUGAUCUGAAAGCUUUAGCCAAUGGUCAGAAGGACAAAAAAAUACUCUGUUACCCCUCAAAGGACUAUUUGAUCAACAGCCAGAAGCAUGACAGCAACAAUGGCUGCAUGCUAAAAUAUGCUAAUUUAACACAUUAUAUAUCACAAUAAACCAAACAAAUGGUAUCGCAUAUUGCAGAAUUUUUCCCAUACCAUGCAGACCAACCAUAAACAUGCAAAAACGUUCCGUGAAGGUUGAGCCAAUUACACUACUGUCACGUUUAAAUCCUGGUUCGCUCUGCUUCACCUCCUCCCCCUCCUUUGGUACAAGUGAGGUUUUUGUGUCAGGGGCUAUUUUAGAUUCACAGCCACUGACCCUACUGCAUUUACUGAAGUGUGUGUGCUGGUGUGUGUGUGUGUGUGUGUGUGUGCGUGAAGGGUGUUCUUGAGAGGUCAGAUGAUUAUGUUGUAGCAAGAAAACCUUACAGUCUGUUUGGAGCUCCAGGCGUUGUUUUGAGGCGUCUGUUUGUGGCUCCUUCAGCGCAGCCCUCGCACUGAAUAUUUAACUUAUUCUUUCUCACGAUUACAUCAAAAUGAUCUUCAAUUGGACAUAAACUGUCUCAAACGGUGUCGCAAAUUGCUUUGACUUGUAAGCCGACGCUCACUUGAGUAAUGCCACCUCACUUUAGCGCUGUCACGGUCACAGCUUGUUUAGCUGUUUCUCUGCUGCAUUUGAGGCACAUGAUGCAAGAGGAUGUCAGACUCCUCUGUUUACCUCUCAGUGGAAGUGUGUGCAUGUGUGUUUGUGUGUUUUUCGGCGAGUGUGUGCGUGCAUACUGUAGGUGUGUGUGGGUGGUUGUUAGUGUUGAAUGGGCAUCUUUAUUCUUCUUUCAUGGAGCAGAGCUGCAAUAUUCAGACACAGAGUUGAGUGUGAGUGUGUGUGUGUUUUUUAAUCUAAGAUAGACGUACAUGGUUCAUUGUGGGUGCAGACAGAGGUCACAAGGUUUGUGUGUGUGGUAGCCAGAUUGUAGAACACAGCAGGGGCUCAGGAAGUCAGCUUUUAUAAGUAGUGCGUCUGACACACAGACUGAGACGCAGGCAAACCAGACAGCCACCGACUCUUCUUUUUCGUUUUGAGUGUUUCCUCUCAGAAUAAGUAGCUUCUUCUUUUCCCACAGUUUCACAAGACCUGCCCUAGAAGAGAAGAGAGGCUGGUGUUGUUUGAGCUUUUGCAAAGACAAAAUAGUCACCUAAAGAACAAAUACUAUUUCCAUUCUUCUUUUUUUUUUUAAUGAAUAUGAUACUCCACAUUGGCAUAUGAAGUAUCGUGCAAAAUGUUAAGAGUUAAUGCCAACUUUGCGAGAAUUUAGAGAAACAUCAGGAAGUUAUCUGGUUGUUAUGGUUUUAUGACAGACAGAUUUAGCCGACAAGUGCCCGGAUUUGUGACAAAUCCUGGGUUGAAUUUGUGUUUUUUUUUUGGCAAACUAUUUCUAAUUAAAUACGAAUUAUAUUUUCAGUCUUGCUGCUACAUGUCUGUCUACAUUUUGAGCACUGUCUAUUAGAAGAAAUAGCAUUUGUUUGCCUGUGCAAACAUUCAGUACUGAUUCAGCAGUGGAGUUCCCUAAUUUUGAAAAUCAUAAUGAUGCUUUUUUUAUGGUAUACAAAAACAAACAAGAACAUUACUGACAAGACUGAUGAUUUUUAUUUUGUAAUUUUUAAUGCCUAAAACUGGUGCGAGGGGGUAAGUGUCAGCCGAGCAGCUGAAGAAACAGCCCUAAUUUAAUAUUUUCCACACAAUAAUGACACACUUUACCAUCAAAAAUCAGGAGGUUAGAUUUUUUUUUUUUGCAAGAUAACACUACUUUAGCAUGUAAAGAACAAGAAAAGGAAAGACUGCUCUGUCCACAGGGGGCGCCAAAGUUGACACAAACCAAAAGUCCCUCACAGGAGCUUUAAUAUAUGUAUGAAUCAAAUCAAGAUACCCAUUUGUCAUCACCCCAUUAACAAAUAUUCUUUUCCUAGUCUGAAAACGAAGACAGAAACUCAACAAAAAUAAACAAAAUAGAAACACAGAUGAGCAAAAACAGCACUUUCACAUUAGUAGUGUUUCCUUAAUAAUAUGAGUAAUAAUUUAUGUGUGUGUGCUUGCGAAGGCAGUGGACUUGAGCUGUAUCCGGCGACCUCAUCCCCCCUCAUCCCGACAGGAUUACUGACACAGGAUCCCCCUGCCCCUGGCAGAAAUAGCAGAGACCCAAGGGCAAUCCAGCAGAAUAUGGGAACUUCCGUGGGCCUUGCUGUGGUGUCCUAAUGUGUUGUUGUUUGUGAGCGUGUAUGUUGUGAGUAUUGACAAGGGUGUCUUCUUCCUAUAAAUAGAGCUUGUUUCCUCUAAAUGGAGAGUAAAGUCCUCAGUGAUAAGUCUAGAUGUAGAGUGAAUUUACUGCAUAUUUCCUGUAAAUAAAAGAAACAGUUAUUUGCACAGAAACUUGACCAGGAAGGGGUCACUGUGCAGGGGAAAAAUGUGCUCUUCAUUGUAGCAAAGUCUGUUUCCACUUUCUAUUUAUGAUUUCAAAACUUGUAUUUUGCUAUAAGGGCUGGAGCACUCACACUGUAUAAGAAUAGGUCUGCUAUCGAGAAAGAUAACAACAACGUGUCAGACUUCUAAACUGGGUCAAACCUUUUUUUGAGGUUUUCUGAAUCAGGGUUACUCCACCAUUGAGCUUGAGUCAAUUCUGACAUAAAGAUCAAUACUCACCUCUUGCUUUCACAAUUCAGCCUCCCUCCGGUGUCCAUCCUAGAGCUUUCUUGGACAAUUCCCCUUUCAGUUUGGCUUUUAUAAAUGCUUAUUUUUUCCCCAUAUGUGGCAUUUUUCACUGAGCAUUUUGUCAAUAAGAUCCUCCCUCAGCCGUUUCUGCCAGCUUCGAGAGCGGCUAUAGAAGCAUUUCAAUGAAGUGAUGAACCGCAGAGAAUUUUGCUGCUGGUGACAGGCUCCUCAAGUGAAAUUACACUUUAUUAUGUGUUUAUCGAGCCGCCAACUUUGUGACGUCAAGAAACAGAGCCAUUAGAUGGUUUUUGAAUUGCUGGCUAUAUGUGUGAGGGUGGUCGUUCAUGAAUGCCACGCCGAGUGAAGAGUGACUGAAGCCUGGAUCCUAUCAGACAGACAGACAGAUAGGGGAUGACAUUCAGUUUAAAUUGAUGUGACCUGAUAAGCUCUCCGUGUUCAGCUGUACGUCCCAGAGAUGAAAAACAUCCAACGCAUAAGAAGUGUGUUCUGUCUAAUAAUAGUCGUGUUCAUGAAGAAAGCUGUUUUUCUCUCUGUGGAACUGAUUUAUUCCCAGUGGAAAUGGCUAGGGUGUUUUGAGGUAAAGUGCAUCAGUUGAGUGCAUCUCUAAGGGGUUUUAACCCUUAAGGGAACUUUUUUUUUUCUCCCUUUUUUUAUCAAAGGGAUGGAAUUUAUUCUGUGGUUUGAUGCCAUUGUGUUGUCGGGGGUUAGAAAGUCUGUAGCAGCACUUUUGCUCUCUUGAGCCCCGUUCAAAAAUGUCCCAGAAGCAUCCGAAAGACUUCACUGACUGCUCCCGCCAAAGAAAACACGGCUUAUGAAAUGGAAAUUCUGAGACCAUUCACAGAGUGCCAGGAAUGAUUGAAAAAGAGUAUGUCCAUCUUGGUACAUCCAGUAGUGAAGUAUGAGGGGGAGCAUGUUUCCCCACAAAUUACAAGCAGCAUCUGCAUUGUUUACCUGUUUUUUCUGGGUCAGAAAGGUUAUCUAAAGGGGAAUUCCACUGUUCUUAUUCAUAAAGGUCAAGUGACUCAUCCUAGGUUCACUACUCAACCUGUGAGAACGUGCUUUAAAGUCGCACAGGUGGCUGAACGACAGUUCAAACAAUCAUUUCAUCAAAAGCUGGCGACACAUUUGAAGGAUUACGAAUUGGAGGAAAUAAUUUGAAAGAUGCAGACACUUCUCAGAUGUUCAACAUGAUGCAAUCCUAAAUUGCUGGAAUUCACAUCAAGAAAUUAUAAGGAAAUAUUUAGAGGAUCUUCUUUUCCAGAGAGAAAGACACACUUCUGUUGCUCUGUUUUGCACAUCCUCAGCAAUACGAUAUUUAUCACACCAUAUGGGUCACAUUUUGAUUUGCGUGAUGGCUUGCAAAUACUCUAUAUCAAUUACGAACAUUUAGAAAUCAAGAUGUGGAGCUUUAAAUGAGUAGCUCUCUCUUUUUUAACUUGGCCACCGCUGUUCUCGCUCUCUCAUAUUAAUAACAGCUUUAGAAGGCAGCCUACCAGCCAAACAGUGAUAUACUGAAAUGGGGGUCACAAUUUUAUGUAAGGGAUAGUCAAAUAAUCCUGAAAACAAACAUAGCAAUACUGUCUUGUGUUUCCUAGCUCUUUGCUUUGCUAACAUCACAGCCAGCUAAAACCAAACUCCACAGGAGGGUACAUCUCCAUUUAUUCACAGCCAAACAUAUGUCAGUCAGUUUUUAGUUUCAAAUUUAUAUGUAUUCAUAUGUCCCGGCUUUAUGAGGCACCGCUGACCUCUGUGGGCUGAGGGUUCAGGUCUGUUAGACCUUUGACCACACUGAGUGCCGAUAUUUGCCCGAGUGCUGUUUCUCUUGAAGUACUAACUGUGCAGGAAACUAAAUGAAUGGGCUCUCAAGAUGUGAAGCCAAGAAGAUGAGGUCAUGAGCAGACGGCUUAACACGAAGCAGACCGAGAUCGAAAAUCAGCUGUGAUUCAGCUGCAGCUGUAUUGUGUCUGCACUGUUUGCAAACAACAUCAUUAUACUGUAUAUUUCACCUUCAUUUCCUGCAGUUUAAAGAAGUCAUAGUGUCACUUUUUCUUCUGAGGCUUUUCUUUGUUACCUGUCUGAUGAGUCUGCAGUGAAAGCAGUCAGCUUUUUUUUUUUCAAGUUGCUGCUCUGCGUGACUGAACAGAGAGGAAGCGGAGGAGUGAGUUGGUGAGCGAGCAGUUGUAGGCUGGUUAUCAGGCCAAUGUGUCACUUCAGGGUGUCCAGGGGCACAGAAAAGGGAAGUGAGUCUCAGGCUAAAAGGCCAGCAGCACAAAGUAAAGGCAGGCACAGGAAACGCUGGUGUCAUGUCACUGAGAGCAGUGUCGUUUUUGUACCUACAUGCUUUCUGUGUUAAUCUUUUGUUUCUGAUUUGCAGCAUUUUUAACAGAUUUUCUUGCUCUCACGUCUUCUCUUUCUUUCUUUCCUCUCUUUGGUGGAGGACUGGGUGGGAGGGCAGGAGGGGGGGUCUGUUGGCAUUCUUGCACCGUGUGCUUUGCGCUCGACCGGGCCUUGGCUCAGCUCCAUAUCCCCUCUCUACCCUCUCUCUUGCUUCUCUGACUCCCGCCCCUUCCCCCCCUCCUCUUCCCCACCUCAACCUCUUCAACUCCCCUUGGUUGCUUCCCCAACUGCUGCUCCUGCCAGCAACUCUGCUCUACAACAAACCUGCUCCACCCGCCUUCACUAACUCACUUCUCUUGCUAUCACCUUCCCUUAACACCUCCUCAUGUAUCUCCCAUAUUUCAUUGCCUCCUCCUCCCUUCGCUUCCUUUCCCCCUCGCCCUCUCCCAGCCCGUGGCAGCAGGUCCAGCCUUUGUGUCACAGAUGCACCCAGUUGCUCUGGGCGCUCAACAUGGGAACGAAGCCUUGGCGGGGCCGUCUGUUGCCGUGUGUUUCAGGAUGUGUGGUGUUUGUGUGCAGAGGAGAGAAAAAGAAAGCGGGAGAAAGAAGUGUGAGCACUCACAGACACAUACUGUAUCUGAUUUUAUUGGUUUAUUUUAGCUUAACUUUCACUGUGGCACGACAUAAAUGGUGCGUACAGAGGUGUGAAUGAUGUCACCACCGCUCAGGGUCAAAAUUGGGUCCCAGAAGGUGGUUUCUUGAUAUCUUUGUAGGGCUCCAAAUUAAAGGUGUUGUCACUGUUACUUCAUAAAAAGAAUUAUGCACUGAGUCAUGCAUGCAUGCAAAAAAAAAAAUUUGUACGCAUUGAAGUUUGGUACGCUUACAUAAUGUAUGACCAAUGAAUGCAUGGGUCAUGCUUUCAAAACUAGCUGUGAGCAGCUUUUAGGGUUACAUCUGGGACUGAGCGAUUAUAUCAUCGUGAUUAAUGAUCGUGAUAAAUAUUAGUUUGAUCACAGUGAUCGGCUGUUAGCAUAUUUACUUGAUCAAACAUGGCGGAAAUGUGCUUCACAACAGCCAAUCAGAGUCGAGCUUUUCCUGCUCACUUCUGUAAGCUGCCGGAGAAGUAAACAGGGAAAGUAAACAGAAUGACCGAACGUGGAGCUAAACGCGGAGCUGAGGACAGCAAAAUAGAUGUCCACCAUGACUUUGAGUCAUCCCCCGAAGAUGCCAUAACCUUGGUUGUGUGGCGGUGGUUCUGGUUUCUCUAAAGUGACGUCGAGCAAUUAAGCCGAUGUGCAAGGUAUGUUGGCGGUCUGUGCCCUCAAAAACCAACAACACAACAAAUCUGCUGAUGGCACUAGUAGCAUUAGCAGUUUAGCCACAACUUUCAUGGUGCAGCCACCAAACCAAAGCAGCAAUCAAUCGUAUCAUCUACGUUUACAUCAUCUAAUGUUUACAUUUUAAGACGUCUUCAUUAUCCCCAAGGGGGCAAUUAUAGGUCUUGUAUAUCUGCAAUAAUACUCAGCACUGUAAAGUAGUUCACUGUAUUAUUUAUUUUUUAUCUACAUUUGUUGUAUUGUUGAGUAAAAAUGUUUUUUUUAGAUAUUUAUGUUUAUGUUUAUCUUAUUUAAUUUGCUUUGUUAUUUAUUAUGUAUGUUAAUAAAAUGUUGAACACAUAGUUUUUAGUACAGAUGCUUUAAAACUGGCAGCUUAAAAAAAUGAAAAAAAAAAAAAAAUAGUGAUAAUAAUUGAGCUUGGACGACAUGACAAAAUAUAUCACUUUUUUUUUUUGCCAAAUCGCCCAGUCCUAGUUUCAUCUCUGUAUGAUAUUUCAAGAGGAGAGCUUAAGGGACCUUGUGUUGACAAAGAAAAUCAUUUCUGCCAUUUUGAAACCCUGUAGUUGAAUACGACCAAAGAGUGCCUCCAUGUCCUCCCAUUAUUAAGAAAAUAAGCCAAUAAUACUGCCUUGGUAGAUUCUCACAUGUCAUGUUAGUGACAUAUUCUUGUGCCAAGGCUUGUACAAAAUCAAUCCUGCUUGUAGAGCCGCAGGACUGACGUCACACUUCUUCUUCUGACCAAACCAUUAAACCAAUAAACAGCAAAGAUCCCUCAAGUUGGUAGAGUCUGCAGCAGAACAGACUCUUACAUUGAUUCAACAAAGAUACUCACGGUUAAAGAAAGUUCAAUAAUUCUUGUGUUACUGUUCGUCAUGUCUUCUUGUACCAAAAAGUGAACAUUUGGACUCAAAUCAACAUGACUCGGACUGCUGUAACUGAAUGCAUGCCUGACAAAUAGUAAAGUGCAUUUUAAUAUCUCUAGUGUGAUUAAUGUUCCAUCUGUUACAAUGGGGGGGCUGAAUAACCUAUUCUGCAGCUAGCCACCAGGGGUAGCUCUUAAAGUUUUGGCUUCACUCUGGAGAAACUUUCGUGUGGUCCGUGUUAUUAUGCAGUCUAUGGACUGGAGUGAUAUUUCAAACACAGCUGCUGUGUGAGAUAAGGUCACAGCAUAAAGACAAAGACUGUAAAGCUUAUAGCCACUCCUCAAUAUUGGUUAAUCAUCUCAUAUCAUACUGCCUUUGCUAAUUAAAACAAUGCAAUCAGAUUCUGCGUAUGAAUAAAUAAUGUGAACGCAUGGAAAACAUUUUUGUUAUUGGGAGACAGUUAAUUAAAUUUUAAUCUCAAUCACAGUUUUGGCCUUUCGACUAUCAAAGAGACAUGAUUGACAGCAUUUGUUUACAUAUUAUUGCAGGCUAUGCUUGUGCAAAGCUUUAGUGGUAAGUAGUCAUUAACAAAGUAGCAUUUCAAAUGUGUCACCCUUUUUUCUUUACUUGCACUAGCUCUGUUGACAAUAUUUUGCUGUUUUUUAGAGAAAUCACCCAUAUAAUAAAACUGUAAAUGGUCGAGACUUGUUGUUGAUGAUGGAGCAAGUCCUGAGAUUCCAAAACUUAAAGUUCAUAAAGAAACAUCUGCAGCAAAGCCAGCCCAGAACAAGUAGCUUAGGUAAGUAAUGUGUGUUAGUAAAGCAGAGGGACAGAGUGAGCUUGGAGUUAGAGUAUCAGAGUAAGCUUGGUCUGAGUCCAGCCCUGUCAAUAAGCAAGUAGCUUGACAUAUCAAUUAUGAUUAGUUAUCAGAAUCUCAAUGUUGAUCAAAAUAAUCUUGAUUAGCAUUUUGACCAUCGUCCUGCAGCCCUUAUGGUAGUGUUUUAGUGUCCAUGUAUUACCUUGUGUUUUUAUGGGUUAUGACUGAUCAUAACAAAACAGUCCUUGUCGAGAGUUAAUGGAAUCUCAGAUCUUUGCGGCUUCUCAGCCAAAGACAAGAAAGCUUUUUAUCAAUCUUUAUAGACAUCGAGGCCUUAAUACACACAUCUGACAACCCACUUUAAGUCAUAUUCUUUGUGCUCCAGCCCUCAAACUGUAAAUAUUUACACCUAAGCCCUGUAAAUCCAUUAUUGGUAGUCUGCAUAACUGCCCCCUCUGAUAAUUUGCCUCUGCUGCUUCAUUCUCAGGCAGUAGUCUGUGUUAGAGUGCGUCAGAUUUUCCUCUUAUUAAUCAAGCUAGUUUAUUCACAGUAGUUUUUCCUGGGCUUUAUCCUUCCUCUCCAGCUAUUUGCUAUCACCUCCAUCAGCACGCAGACAAUGAACCUGAGGUCACCCAUGUGGCUAUGUGGUGGGAGUUUGAGUUCAUACUGUAAAAUGCAUUAACAGAGGCACACAAAUAAGCACAAAGACAAAAAUGAGAGCAGCAGACAGUGAAAUAUGUAGAUUUUCAGCAUUUUUCUUUUUUUGCUAUGUCUGGCCUCAGUCUUCACCUGCUCUCUUUACCUUUAUUUUUCCGGUGAAUUAAGGAAAGGGGUGAAAGGGGUGGGGUAAGGCAGGAAGGGGUGGUGAGGGAGAAAUGAGAUGCCUCAACACUUCACUGCCCUCUUCUCUCCAUCCAACUCCCCCACACACCUGGGAUGGCCAUUUCAUUUCAGAGUGCAGCAAAUGGAAAGGUGAUCUUAAUCUACCCUGCCCCCCCCAUCUCCCACACACGGAGCCUCAUACCGCUGAUGGACAUCACACCACUGAGCCUGCACACCAAAUUUAGUGAUAGAGGACACUGGAUCUGGAUCCACAGCAGUUUAUUCUCCUCAUUUCAAAAUCAAUCUUUGUUCACCUUGUUAUCUGUUGAGUUUUUGAUCCUGUACCUCUAACUGGCAGUUGUGGUCCUUUUAUUGGAGCAGGUGACAGUCGACUUGUGUCAAAGCUUUUCAACGUGACCUCUGUUAGCUCAUUACCCGGGUUUAUCUCUCUGCUGUUAGCUCUUUGGUCAUUACAGUCACAAGCAGAGGUAUGCACUGGCUAUUGAUUUCCUAUGGGCGGCCUGCUGCAGGCUAGUUCAUUAGGAAGGUGAUCACAAACUGGUGGAUUAACUGGACUGGAGGCACACUGGGAAAGGUUGUUGUUUUGUGCAAGACAGAUUUUCUUUGAGCGUAGAAUCAGAAAUUUGAUUAGCAUGAAAUGUCCAAUAAACAGAUGUCACUUAAGAUGUGACUUAUGAUUUUAAAAUUUAUUGAAAAAUCCCCAAACCGCUGUAAGAGCUGGUAAACAAACACACACAAAAAAGGAAAUAAAAUACCAGAUAGCACAAUUUAGUCGACAGUCAGCAAUAGGGCUGUGUUAGGGAAAGAAAAAAUCAGUGAUUUUGAGAAAAUUAUUGUGUUAACACUGAUAAAUACACAGUUAUUCUAUCCCAACAAUACUACAAACUAAAGAUGGCGUUUGAUCAGACAAAGGUAUUUUUUCACUGUGCAGUUGUUGGCCCAUAUUUUUCAAAAGGGAAUAUCAGAAGAGCAGCCAGAAACCUGUGUUAUACAUUACUGUAGGUUUCACAGACAAUAAAAAUAUCUCUUCCUUUGGCGCUUAAAACACACACUGGCAAAGUUUGAGGAGUUUGAAAAGACUGAACAAGAAUCUGUGUACUCUGAAGAAUAGGCAGAAGUAUCACAAUGUUUUUCUUAUGAAAUCAUGAUUUAUUCUCAUAAUAUGGGAUGUGGGGGUAGAGUUGACCAAACAGUUAAACAUCCUCACCCUUGCUGGUCAGUACAAGAAUUAUCUAUAGGUUGCACUAUUACAUUUUUUUUUUAUUAAUGCAGGCCAGUUAAAUAUCGUGUCCAAGCUGUAGCAUAGCAACCCAUCUCUAGCCUGGGCUGUGGCAGUCAAAACCUUCUGCCAUUAAGCUCUAAUGCUCAACAACCAGGAUGUAAACAAGCACAGAUGACAGACGGCAGCUUGUAGUAUGAGGCUGAUUUUAAGCUGUGUCUGGUCAAGUUGGAAGAUAAACACCUGACUGGAAAGCGUAUAUUGUGUGUUGAUUGUGGGAUUAUAUAGUACAUGUUAUUAUUUUCCAGCAGAAAACAAUCUUUUGAUGUUGGAAGGAUUCUGAAAUAUUUUACUUCUUGACCUUUUCUCUCAGAUAUCACUCACCAGCAUCACUGCUGCAAUUGACAGGCAUCACAAAUAACAGUUUAAUUAAAUGGUGUCUUCUUUGAAAGUGAACACAAAAUACAUGCCUAUCUAAAUUUGCUUUAACCUUGUAGGGUCAAUAAAGAGAAUUUAGAUAAAGUAAAAUGUCAUGAAAAAAAGACCUAAUGGUCAUCCUAAGAAAAGCAACCCUCACUUCUUCUGCCCCUCUCCUCUCUUUCUCCUCCUCAACACAUCAUGGCUUGAGGCUGGACUGAGGCUGCAGCUCCACCCGCACAGCCGUUACUAUGGCAACGCUAUCUGGGCCUACCAAAGACCUGAAGCCGAAGGACAUCCUGGACAACAAUACAAUAGCAGCAAAGCACAGCCAGGGUACCUGAGGGACUUAGACCUGAGAGGCACGAUCUGGGGGUGGUGAACGGGUGGGUGGGUCGGUGGGUGGGUGGGGGGGUGCAGAUUGAGCAAGUAAAUCCUCCCCUCCCUACCUUCCUCACACACAAACACAGUCAAGAUCAGGCUUUUUUGCUGGAGAAUCUUAGAGGUUGUGAAGCAAUAAAUGAGUUUUUGUCAGUUUUAUUGGAUUCUGUAAAAAUCAUUUAUUUUGAUAACUAUCUUGGGUGGAUUUUCUGGUGAGUAAAAAAAUUGUGAUUUCUGGAGAGGCCUUAGGGAUGUUCUCUUCAAACUGACAAGGUCUGAGGAGUCAGAGGAUCACGGGAUAUGGGCUGCAUAGAAAGGCUAUACGUCAUUCUUGAUUGGCUCAGCUUGUCUUCAGUGGUCAUGGUGGCUGCAGCGGUGGCUGCUGAAUGCGAGGAUCUGGGCCACACAUCCUGCUGCUGGUGCCAGCAGCAGAGAGUAAUAGAGAUGUUUAGAGUCUAUUUGCCGUGCUUGCAUUCCUCCAUGUACUGCUGCUAAAAUAAUAAGAGGGAGGGUUACCUCAGGUCGGCCCCAGCUGAGGAGAUACGGAACAUGCAUUGUUGUCAUUGGCUCCAUCUGAGUAUCUCUCUUAAAGCCGCAGCAUAGAGCUGAAGUGCAGGACAGUGUCCAGUUAUUUAAAUGCAGCGAUCAAAGAGAAGAAGAGAUAUUAUUCCUUAAGGAUUAAAGUUGUUACAUUGUCAGUGUAAGUCUGAUGUCUGUUAUUGUUGGCAGUGCAACCCUGAUCUUAAAUUAUCUGGUAAUAUUUUCCUCCUUUAUUUAGAAUUUUUAUUUUUAUUUAAGGCUUUUAUCAUUUUAUUGAGAGGACAGGACAGCUGACUGCUCAGGAAACAGAAUAGAGACUAGAAAUAAUAUGCAACAUAGUUAACAGAUUUUUUUCUUCAAUGUCACAGCAAAAAGUUAACCUUUUUCUUAAAUCUGGUACAUAAAUUAAAUGUAGAGUCUGAGGAAAUCAGCUGUAAUUUUCUCCAGUUUUCAUUUUUCUACAAUUUUAGUUUCUUUCCUUGUAAUUUUUUUCCUGAAUUCCAUGUUUUAAAAUGUGACCAUAACAUCAGAGUAUUAAUUAAAGUAUUGAUAAAAUAUAAACAAAAUGUAUUGUGUAGAUUAGGAUAUAUCUUGUGUCCUAUUUGAAUCACUAACCAUUAAGUUGUUGUGUCAGUUGUUUUGCAGAAAAGAACUAAAUACAUGACUCUUUAUAUGUUUUUUUCUCACUUAUAUCACUGAUCAAAUAUUAAGAAGUCAGUUGUUAGAGUAAAUAUGCUUUGUUAUCCAUCCCAGGGAUGCUAACAAAUAACUAUUAUCAUUACAUUUUACAAACUCAUCCAAAAUAUAUUUAUCUCAUGUUUUAAAUGUUUUCCGUUAUCAUAAAAGGUGAUCCACAGAUAAACUAGGCUUGUUGUUGCAUUGAUCCAGAAGUUGCUGCAAAAAUGGCAUCAACAGCAACCAGCUGCAGAUAACUUUUUUAAAAGCAUUUUUAAAGAGCUCAUAGCGUGAGGUGUUUCCACUGAAUCACUGCAUUAACAGGUGGAAUACACUGAAGGACCUCUUUCUCAUGGAGCAUUAAGGUGCUGCAGUUUAACAGAUGCAAAAGGCAGAGAGCUACGGGAGAUCAUCCAAAUCACAGAUAACAGGUGGUUCUAAAAGUGCUGGUAAUCAUCAAAUUACACCCGUUCAGUAAAAUUCAGCAAUAUUCACAAUUUUAUUUUAUCCUUAAAUUGAUCUGUCCAUGUUCUCCACAUCGCAGAAGUCUGAAGACACUCUCUUCAAGUGAAGUCAUUUAGAUUGAUUUGGAUUACCCCACUUGGUCUGCUUAGCCAGUCUAGACCAACAACCAUUCACCACAAAGUCUGGUCCUGUUUGAGGCUUCUGCCGUUCAAAAAAAGCUCCUUCUUGGCAGUGUUGCCCAGUUUGUGCUCCUUGGUCACUUAGUGUUUAAUAUCAAUCUGUUUCACCCUUCUGAUGAAAAAUGUGAAGUAUUGUAAAGCUGAGGAUUCUGAUUUGUAAAACCACCUGUUGACUAAACACCAUACAACAUAUUAUCAUCUUCAAAGAUGACAGUUAACAAACCCUUUAACAUAAAUAAAGCCAACAUUACUUCUUUUUCUUCUUUAGUCAUCAACAAUAUCAAGAUGCACUCACCAGCCCUUAUCUUAGUCAACUCUUCUUUUUCAGAUUGUUCGGGUGUGUUAGCUCCUCAGUCUGCUUUACGCCUGUCCCUGGGAACUGUCAUCAUUAUCUAAAUCUCAAGACCAGCCUGAGGCAGAUACUAGCUUCUUUUUUCAUCAGUGUUUAUUGAUUGAUAAUACCUGUAAUUUUGCCACAGUGUCAACAGGCAGAGAUGAAAUGCUCUGGACUUCUUGAUAUGGAUUGAUUUGAUAUGAUGUGUGUGAUCAGGUUACCCCGGCCACUUUCCCCGUAGGAUUAAUCAUUGUUUGUCUCAAAACAAGAAGCAUGAAGUAUUUAUGAUACUAUUAUAAUUUAGUUGGGAUUCGAAGCUGGUGAUGAUUUGUUCAUGUGUCUUUGCAUGUUUUUGUGGUGUCAUAAUUGACAUUAUCUCCAGAAGUGUAACAUAUGUUGACAUUUCACUUUUCCUCUGACAAUUUUCAAUUAUUGCAGCAUUUAGAAAGAAAACAUUGCCACGGUUUGCUGCUGGUGUUAAGUAACCGUAAAUCAAAGCAAGUAUUUGUAUUCCAUUGAAGUCUUAAGAGGAUUUUAUUUGGUGUUAUGAAGUGUUAUUAGCCCUGCAGCAGCCCACUAGGCAAUUUAAAACCUUAAACAUGUAGAGGAGGGAGUCAUGCUGUGCUCUGACUGAGUUUACACAGUUUGUGUGCAUCUUUUUUGUCAGUCUGCUUCUGAUGGUUUGGAAGCAUAAAAUUUGUGUCUAUUUAAAAUGUGUUUAUCUCUCAGUGGGUGCACAACAUUGUUGAUGUUCAUGUGUGAAUAACUGCGAGUGUGGGACCUGCUUAGUCAUGCUAAAACACCCGUCUUACACCUCCUCUGUAUCCCUUUGCAGGCAGCCGAAGAAACAGGAUGUUAAUGCUUGACGGAAUGCCUGCAGUCCGAGUCAAAGCCGAGCCCCUGGAAUCGGAACAAGGGGUAAGAGAGCAGUUGUUUUCCAGACAAUUCCCCUAUUUUUUUUCCUUUCCGUCUUUCCUCCUCCCGGCAAUGGGCCGAUAAUCACUCCCAGGCCUGAGCAAGUGAGCAAGAGAGGGAGAGAGUGAGUGUGGGGGCUAAGAGGAGUGGUCGGAGAGCAUGGUAGUAAGCAGGAAGAGGAGAAGAACCCAGCUAAAAAAAAAGAGGAGGAGGAAGAGGAGGAGGAGGAGAGGCACAGCUGGAGCAGGAAUGCAUUGGGGAGUUUCGGGGAGGCGACUGGGGCCGGCAGGGAGUCCGUGCUGGAUGGGGGUGAUCGUGCAGAUGUAGUCACUGCUCCGGGGGGGAAGGAGGAGUGUCACAUGGGAAACUCUUAAAUCUUAUCGUCUUCUGUCUGUUCCUGCCUCUGUGCGUCCCUCAGUUUCCCUUCAUCCUCCCAGUCCCUCCCUUCUCACUCACACACAUGAAUGAAUAGUCUCUCUUUUGCACACAGACACACUUGGCUUCACUCUCUUUUCUGACACUAUCACAGCUCCAUCUCUUCCCCUGUUGUUCUCACGCAUGUCUGUCCUCUCUCACAGUGCUCUCUGUCACCUCUGUUUUGUUUCCCCCACUUAAAAUGAAACCACCACAGAGGAGUAGGAGAGGAGGCCACUUGAAGUUUUGUGACCUCUUUUCAACUCUGAUCAGUGAUCUUUUGUUGUAAACAAAAGUAAGGCUGCAGAGGUGCUUUGAUAUCAGUUGAUGAGAUUAUUCUGAAGGUCUUUAACUUCCUCUGUAUUUCAUGCAGACUAAGGUAUCUUUUAGGGUCAAUAGGGGACACACUGGGCUGUGCACUAAAUGUAAUGUAAUAGACGAUAAUGUCAUUGCACCAUCAUUUAAUUCCUGGAGAAACUGGACCUUGUUAUAUGGUAGAAAGGCUGGCCAAGUCCUCUUGGGUUGUUGAUCUGGGGCAAUAGAUGGGUGAAAGAACACAGGAGUCUAUGAUGUUUAUCCAAACAUAAACAUUAAAAUAAUAUCAUUACUUAAAGCUUCUGUGAGGAACUUUCCCUGUGUCAAUUUGACACCUUUUUCUCUCUUUUCUGAUCUUAUCUGUAGUGAUGUUUUUGCAAAAACCACCUUCAAUUGUCUGUUAACAGUAAGAGUUAGACAGACUUUGGAAAACUGCUGUAGAAAAAGUAAAAACAGACUUUUAAACAUCCUGUCAGUCAUCUGGCUUAAGACCUCCUCCUCACAUUGGUACUUGGCACUAAAAGUACAACUUAGGUGUAGAUGGUCUCGUCACUGGUACUCUUAUUUGCUCAUACAGGUCAUGAAAAUUUCAGCCUAUUUCAUAAUUAGUUUAAAAUUGAUCAUAGUAGAUAUAACUGUAUCAAUCUUAAAUGCUAAAUUAACUUCUGUUCAACAUUGUUUCUCAAAAAGUGUCCUGCUUCUUUAGCUGCAAAUCAGUCUGAAAACAAUAGAAACACACAAGAAAGGAUUAGUAAGAAGUCAGGACAACCCUGAAAAGUAAGCCAUUGCACCAAGAGGCCUAUUCACUCCUCAGGACCUUUACUGAUUGGUUCUGAGAUUAUCCAUGUGUUUGACAUAAAGGAAAUAAUGCAGGACCAUAUACCUCAGAAUAGCGUCAAUACAGUUCACAAACCAUGUGAACAGGAAAACAGUUAUCGGAUAUUCAUGGAUUUGUCCUGUCUUGAAAAUUAAGAUAAAGAGCACAAAAAUGAACAUUAAAGAUUCUCUGUUAGUGGGAGAAAUCCAAUGCAAAAAAAUAAAUACAUAAAUAAAAUAAAACAUUAUUUCCUCUGUGGCAAUGCAGCAGUGCUCAUAGUAUGUCAGAAUGAGGUCUGAAACACUAAAGGGUAGAAACCAUUUAUCAGUAUUUAAUAACCUGAGAACAAGAGUCUAGGGAUUUGCAUUAAAAAAACAACAACAAAGCACAUUGUCUUGAGUUAGAUUCACCAUCUGAUGUAUCAAUAAAAUAAAAUAUGUUUCUUUAUACUAAAAAUACAGUUUUCAAGUUAAAUAUCUGUAAGAGUUAAGUAACAAAAUUCUGUGAGGUGGUAUAGGUGUUUAUUUGUACUGUAAAUGAUUAUUAUUAUUAUUUAAUAUAAUAUAAAUAAAAUGCUAAAAUAACAUUUUUCAUCUACUCCCAUGUUCAAAAGACCAGUCAGCGCAACUGAGAAAAUGUUCGAGCACAAUGUUCAAUUAAAGGGUGUAUAUAAGGCGGUUAGGAAUAACAUGGUUACCUCAUGCAGGUUUUCAUGGCCCACAUACAGAGCAGCAUCAGAGCUCUCCGGUCCAACAUACCUCGAAAUAAAGUGGUCUUGUUAUGGAGAAGCUGUUGCUAGGUUACAAGGGCUUUGUGUUGCUGCCACAGCUGUGUGUAUGUGUGUAUGUGCAGUGGGCACAGGCCACUUAAUAUUUGUUAUCAUGAUGAAUUAGAGCACAGUUACUAUUGAUUUCCAUUCAUAACAUAUCAAUAAUAACGCGCCCCCUGAUAUGUUACGGGGAGAAGAGCAAAAUAGUUUCUGUUGCGAUGAAACCGAGAGCAUUAGCACAUGAUGGAUGAGAGAAAUAGCAGCUGCUGAUAACCCAUCAGGUUAGCUCCUAUCCUGAAUUGUUCAGCUGUGUUGGUGCUCUGUAUUGAUAGGUAUUGAAUCCAUCUCUUGUGACAUGACAGAGGGGCAGCAGGUGGUUUCUUUCUGGGUGUCCUGCUCUCAGCUGUGCUACCUAAUACCUGGUGUUUGAAGUCAUUCUCCAUACUUACAGUGAUGUCAGCCACAGACAGGAUGUGAGCGCUUCAGCCCACACGGCUUUGAAGAGCACAGAGAUCCAAUCUUGCCCUAUAACAGAGUGUGUGCUUCCCUUUAGGCAGCAGACAGACAGACAGUUUAGGCUGCUGCAGAAAUGUGGUCUUCAUUUGGGGGGUGGGGGGCCAAGGGCUUGCUGGAAAUGGUCCGCCUUGUUAGACAAUUCUCCUGCAAGGGGCUGGAAAAUAUGCCCUGCUAACCAGUAUCCCCUAAUAAAGACAAUGGCAUGAGGACAGAGGCAUGCAGGCGGGUCGAGGAUAUCUGUGUAUGUGUGUCAGCCUGUGUGAGUAGGUGUAAGUUUGAGAGCCUGCGUAUGUUUGUUUUUAUCAGUCAGAAUGAGAGUGGAGGUGGUUCAAGUUUCCAGUUCAGAUGUAACUAAGAACCUCAAAUGCAAAUAUCAGUUUUUUUCUUGAAACACUGUGCCAGUUUGACCUUUAAUCUUAGGUUUGUUUGCCUCACAGGAUUGGGCGAUUUUACCAGUUAGAAAAACAGCACUUUUGAAUAAAGAGAUGGCACCUGUAAAGCAAAAACAAAACAAUUGACGUGUGGAGAUUGAAAGCAAAAGCAAUUUCCUAUUUCCAAGAUUCCUGACUAGCUGUCACUUCAAAAAAUGUUCCAACAGAACCAAAAUAACACCUGAUUUAUUGAAAUUCACUACAAAACAGUGUAUUUGGCUUGAGUUGUUCUGGAGAAUUUUAAAGCCUUCUCUGCCUCACAUAACCUCCAAACUAACGCAAAAGUUUGUGAUUUAUCCUAGCAAAAAGCCACAACUAUAUUAACUGUUUCUGUAUCUUUUUUCACUAAAUCUAAAUUGUUUUUUAAGAUUAAAAUGUGUGAACUAGAUUAUAGUUCAGCAAAGCUAGCUAAAUGUCAUCAAAAUAACAACCACAUGCUAGCUACUUUGUUUACUAACUCUGCUAACCUGCUCUGAUGCUAGCUGUUUGCCAAACAUACUCAGAUAAGAAGACUAGAAAAACAGCUAACAGCUUAACACAAAAGUUUGCGUUACAAUUUAUGCUAGCAAAAAGCCACAACCUUAACUGUUUCUGUAUCUUUCUUUCACUAAAUCCAAAUUGUUUUUAAAGAUUACAAUGACUGAACCAGAUUAUUAAAAGUUCAGCAAAGCUAGCUAAAUGUCAUCAAAAUAACAACUACAUGCUAGCUACUUUGUUUGCUAACUUUGCUAACCUGCUCUGAUGCUAGCUGUUUGCCAAACAUACUCAGAUAACAAGACUUUUGUCGCCUUGAGCGUAGACAGUUAAGUUAUACAGGUGAUGUAAGGAUAACGUCUUUGAGACAAACCGAGGGACAACAAGGGGAAUUCAGUUUAGUCUUAUUUUGUUGGCAUGAAGCCCUCUGUUCAGCAAAACGAACACAGACUUAGUUUCAGAAAUUCAGCACUCAUCUGAUUUUUCUCACGCCUGCUUUCAUAAAGCACUGAUUGAGUUCAAGGUACAUGUUUUUACACUUGAUCCCAUUGAAAGGGGUCAGAUGCAGAUUAGUUUAGUGCCAACAAGGAUGGCAGUAGUGGUUUGCUCAGGACCAUCCACUUAGGCUACAGCAUUUUCAUAUGGAUGAGGAGAGUAUUUUUCUGCAGCCUAUAAGUCUAAAAGCUAAAUAGUUUUCGGAGAAAUUCACGUUUUGAUAUUAUUUUAUCAAACUUUAUCAUAACUGUUUUUUUACACACAUAUUUACCAUCCUUAGACAAUCAUUUAAAUAUACUGACCAGCAUUCAACAACACUUGCCGUGUGUAUAGAUUUUUUUCUGUAAUUUUUCUCAUUUCAGCAGUAGGUAGAUCUUGCAUUUCAGUAGAACUUGAGUUGCCAGUGAAACACACUCUUGGAGAGAAAAACAAGAUUUCCAAACACUGAGAUCAGUCUCAAUGGGUCUUAUGACUUCAAAGCCUGCAGGCAGUAUAGCUGGAGGCAGUCUGUGACGCUCACGUCCUAUACUGAACAUGCAAACACAGAGCGAGUGCAGGCAGAGGCAGCUGGAUGAUCGCCUGAGGGUCUGUCAAGAAAGGCGACAGGGAGCUGAUGCGGGAGUUGAUGUAAGGGAGCCACAGAGGACAUUUGACAUCACAAUCAUACAUAUUAUCAACUUGUGGACAUUUCUUUUGACAUAUUUCUCAAGGUAGAGUUGUGGAGCAGAGACUGCAGAUAAACAUAGUAGUUAGAGAGCAGAUAUACAGCCAGGGAGAAAAUAAAAUGAGAACUUUGGUAGCCUGGGGGAGGAAUCUUUUCAUGAAGAGAGACUGCACUAUAGAGUCUUCGACAAGUCACCAAAAGUUGCAUUUAAAGGCACGUAAACAAUUCAUAAAUGCUAUAAUGUACAACGAACAGAUAUAAGUGUUUCUUAAUUAUUUUGAUAGCUAAAACUUUCUGCAGGCACAAGGGUUAAUGCAUGCACAUAGUAAAAGAGUGAUGUAAAAACUCGACUUCUUUUCAUUUAGAUACAGUAUCUUUUUUUCUAGAAGCAAGACUUGGCCAAGACAGAAUCACAAUAGAGUUUCACAUGAGAAGACAAAUGUUUUACACAAUCUUACAUUCAAAAGUGUAUAUCAACAAAAUACCCUAGAUCAGUGAACUCCAGCUCUCAGACUUGAGGGAGAAAACACUUUCUGUGACUUUUGCUACAGAUUAAGAAGAUUUGAAGGAUAAAACACAGAAAAGGACACUGAACUUUAAAAGGUAGGGGCCACUAAAAUGUUUUAGGGGCAAACUGGGAAACGAGGUUAGAGAUCAGCUUGUUGCCUCAUGAAGAAAAAGGCACCAUUGUAGCACUGCAGUGUGGUUAAAAGAAAACAACAUGAUGCGUAAAACUUGAACAAGAACAAACAUCACAAGUAAGCUCAAUGUACUGACUCUAUUUUCUAAGAAGAUGAGGUUGCAAGCAUAUAAUAGAUUUGACCAAAAGUAAUUACUGAUUUAAAAUGUGCUUGAAUCAGUUUGUUCUUUGUGCCAAAAGAAAAACAGGAAUUCAAGUCCAUAAAAAUGCUGAGAGUACUUAAACAUCAUGAGUCGUCCUCUUGUACUCCUCCAGGGUUUUGUCUUCUUUAAAGCUUCUGUGGGUGACUCUCUGUUUGUGUUGACUUUGGUGCCCCCUAUGGACAAACUGGGAUCCCUUGUAUCAUUUCUGAUCUCAUCCCAUCCUUUUAAAUGUGGGGGUAAUUGACAAAUAAUCUCUUCCUGUUGUCUUUUUGCAACGAAAUUUGUUACCCACUGUGAAUAUUUGCUGACGUAAAACCAUAACUGCUGCUGUUUUUUCAGUGUACCUACCCUCUUAUAGCAGUAACAGGUGUCAAGUUUUACAGUGUAGUGUUUUGUACAUCAUAGAGACACAUAUGCAUUCAUUCCAGUCUGUUUUAUGGUCUAUCAGAAACUCUUAAUAGAAGCUUUAAAAAUGACAAUAAAUUGAAAAUAUAUUCUAUUGGUAUCAUAAAAAACAAUUGAUCUUCACAUAAUAUAUUAUAUGGCAAAGAACAGGUGACAAUCUAGCAAAAAAAAAUUCAAAAUUAUUAUUUCUAAUAUUUUUCAUGGCAACUGCUUAAAGUAGAUGAUAGAUAUUACUGUUAAAGGACAACUGGAUGAGGUUUUUGUCUGAAACAUUUACUUUCAAGACAUAAAAAGUUUCACUAUAUGUAAAAAUGGACACCAGAACUGCCUCAAACCAAAAGUCACCCACAGCAGCUUUAACAAGGUUUCACUUCAGGCCAAAGCUGAUUUUUUUUCACCAUGAAAGUACUAUGACAUCAAAGUUAACUGGAGUAAAACUCAUGUCACUGCUGUCAUAUGAUUGUGUUUUUAAAGAACUCCACCCAUCUAAGUUUUAAAACGACUCCCCAGAGAUGUAUUAAGCCCCACGAGUGGACGAAUCAACAUUACAGCCAACAGUUACAACUCAGAACUGAGUUAAUUUAAUCAGAGCAAUAAAAAAGUUCAGCUUGCCUCAUCCAUUCUUUAUUAUCAGUGACUCAUUCAUUCAUUAGUUUUGUGGCCAGCAGCUCAAAUCUAAUCAUAUAGUUAUAGUGUUCAGUACGGUCUUUUUAAUUUCCCCACUAGACUCUCAUGCCACACGGUUUCUAAAGCAGAUCUUUCCUCCGCCCAGGCCUCCUUCCUCUUGUUGUUCUGAAGCUUUUGGUACUGUUGUCUUUGCCUUUAUGUAUGUGCUCCUUUAUUAAGAGGGGAGUUAGUUCUCCCAGCAGAAUCCUCACUGCGAUUUGGAUUAUUUGAGAGCUCCCUCAAAGCCUCUUUUUUCGCCAAAUAUAACUUAAAACUAUUUACUAAAAAUGGUCAAUUCCUUUAGGGGAGAGUCUCCGACUGAGGAGCAGUAAAACAACAGAAAUAAUCAUCUCAUGAUGUUUUUCACAAAGCUUUUUUUUCACUUGGGAUACCUAAGGCUGUUUAUAUUCUCAUGAUAUGAAAACAGCCUGUUUACAUACAUAAACCAAUGUAAAAGCACUUCAAAAAUGCAUGGUGGGUGGUUCGCAGGAUGACUCAGACCGUAACGUGCAGUGAACUUUGACCUGACACUACCGGCCCCCAUCUGAACCCCACAGAGGUUCACCAGAGAUCAUCCGAGGGCAUAUUUCAUGGGGUUAGGUUUGUUUUCCAGCUGAGGAGGAGUCUCUCAGGGAGAAGCACACUUUGAUUCAUGCGGGGUCGUAACAUUUCCUGUAGUCCGGCGAACACGUCUGGAGUAAAAAUAGUACGAGCUACUACGUAAAAGAACAGUUCGAAAAUCUCACCGCAGAUCCUCUGUGAGCCAGCAUUACAUAAGGGGAAAGAUAUGUGAGCGUUAAAAACAAACCAGAGGAAGAAAACCCACUUUUUUUAUCUGCUGCAGCUGCGAGUCUGAAUUUUUCCCCUUACUUUCACAAUUUUUCCUGCAUGAUUAGUAAAAAAUCCUGGAUGUGCCCAUUCCCUGAUGGCCUAAGUGUGACUCAGCCUUUGAAAGGCUCCACUGUGAGGAUCAACACUGCUCACCACACACUCCAGCACCCCUCCUACACCCAGCCUAGUCAGUCUUAGUCUGCUGCAUCACACUCAAAAGCCUAUAAAACCAGAUUUUGGACCGAUAGGAAGGUUUAAAGUUUACGUUUCAGGUGCAGAAAAAUAGCCAAAGGGUCCCAAGAGUCGUUUUCCUACUGUGUAUGUUCUUCAUUAUCUUUUUCUGAGUACACAGGUUCCUGAAACUCAUGCAGACAGAUGGAGCGCUUGUGUUACAGUCUGCUUGGUGUUAAGUGAAAGAUGUGUUGAGGGAUACACUGAGCCACCAGCGUUGGCCUUAGGAGGCCCAUCGCCUAGAGACAGAGGGAAAGAGAAAGAGAGAGACGGUCAGGAAAUUGAGCCCAUAUGAUGUUUUUCCACCGUCACAAAGGAGAUUUAGGAGAGAUACGAGGGGAGCCAAGAGAGCGACGUUUUCUGUGGGAGUGAUGGAAAACAGCAGGAAAACAGAGAGAGAGAGCGAAAGAGAGAGAGAGAGAGAGCAGCCCACGCCAAGAAAGCAAAGAAAGAGAGGAAGGAUACGGUGAAAGAGGGCGGCUGUGAGAGACUCUAUCUUUACUCCUGCGCUUCAUCAGCGUGUGACAUCAUGCUCACUCAGGACGAUGAAGGCUUGAAUGAACACGAGGAAAUGAACGGCUGCUUUCUCUCUCUUUACCUCGCUGACAUGUUUCUUUCAUGCUGCUUUCUCUUCCUGAAGAUGAACAGAUGGACAAAGUUCAGCGUUUAUAACCUGAAAUCAGGAACAUGUACAGCCAUAAGCACAUUGACAGCGUACAGUUGUUUUUUUAUGUUUUUUUUUGUACCAUAUUUGUGAGGUGCAGUAACUUUUGAUGAAAAACUUAAAUCAGACAGGCUUUUUCUAAUUUUCCCAAUCUAAAUUUUGAUAUAUUUUUUAAAACCUAUUUUUCAAAGCUUUAACUUUAGCAAUUUCAUGAUGAUAUUAUGGCAUGCAUCUUUUGUUUUAAAGAGAAACUUCACAAUAUGUAUUUUGAAAAGUAAUAAAAGUGCAAUACAUUUAAAAAAGAGGACCCAGUUGAGUUUAGUUUGACAAAUGAACAUCCCAAUUCCUAAAAACAUUAGUCAUUAUAUUUCACAGUUGUCAGUUUGCAGCUAAGGACCCACUGUCCUGAGAAACACCUGAAAUUUAAACCCUUCCUACAUUUUCUCCUGUGUUCUUUUUUUUUUUUUUUUUUUUACAAACAACUAUAAUAAUACCUUUUAUUCAACGUUUUGCAUUUCAAACAAAUCUCAAAGUGCUUCAGAGUAAAAAACAGAAACAGAGUCUGCUUUUUUUCUGUACUCACAUUUGAAUCCCUUUAACUUCGCUCUCAACACACAAACAUCAAACACUGACUAAACAUGUACAAAGCAGCAUUAGACAUUUAACAUAUAGCGUGUCAGAUAUUUUUCCUUCUUUUUCAUGUUCUUAUUUUUCGUAUUUCAUUUUAAACGUAUGGAAAAUUUUAAAAUGUGAGGCAAGUGCAUGUUGGAGUAACUACAGGACAGGACUGCUGGCCGCUCUGAUCAGCUUGUUUUAAAAGUUAUACCACAAAUUAAGCAUGAUAAAGACGAGAUCUGCUCAAAUCACCAGAUGGUUAGUCUCUUAAAAAAAAAAAAAAAAAAGCAGAAUAAAAAUGAUUUUUACGUUCUUUGUUGUUCCAGAUUUUCUAGUUCCUUUUUUAAACAUUUUAUUAAACUAUUUUAUGUGGAAGUUAUAAAAACACUUGCUAGGCUGACACCUACCCCUCUAGCACCGCUUUUAGCCAUUAAAAAUGAUGAGAUACAACUGAUAAAUCUGGUCCCAGAUGGUCUUGUUUGCUUUUGGAUGUCAUGAAAUGCAUCAGUGUGAAUUUUAGUCUAUUUCAUGAACAUCAAAAAACGUGUCAUGGGAGCUUUAACUUGAAUCACAGACACAAAACAAUAAAGAUGAGUGGGAGGAUAAGAGGAUCUAAAUCUAACUAGUUUUUUUUUUUCUUCUUCUUCUCCACAGUCGCCUAAAGUGCGUCCUUACUCUGCGAUGGACGGUGUCCCCUUCUUCCUCAGCAGAGUCAAGCCUGAACCUCCAGAGGACUUGCUAGCUCACGACCUACACUUCCACACACAGACUGAACCUGUCGAUCUGUCAAUCAACAAGCCCCGCCCUUUAUCUUCUUUAUCCACCACCCCCACUACCACCUCAUCCUCUUCCCCUCUGAGAUCCGCCUUCUCCCCAUCCUCAUUAUCGUCGUCAUCUUCCUCUUCCUCUUCCCCCUCAGUCAUCACCUCAGCCUCAUCGGUGCUUACGCCGGGCCCUCUGGUUGCCCCUGGAUCCGGGGUCAGAGGUCAGCCCUAUUUGCACAUCCUGCACUCUGUGCCGCCGCCUCCGUCCAGCCCUCUGAGCCUGCAGGGAGCCGGGAAGCUGGCCAGCCAUGUUCACCGCAUCCCUGUUGUGGUUCAGUCACUGCCGCUCAUGUACACCACCGCCGUUCGAUCCCCCUCCAGCCUCAACAACGCCAUCAUGCUACCUCUGCUGGACGAGGCCAAAAGCCAGGGCAAAGGUGAGGGCACACUCUGAGUUUCCUCCAUAUUCAUACAGCUGACCGUGCUCUGGUGGGAUUUCUAUUCAAGCAUUUCAUCAUUUGGAGUUAGGAAUGGUUGUUGAAGGUGUUUUAACAAUUAUUAAGAAUUUACCCAACUACUAGACCUGAGAAAGACUUCACAUUCACUGCUAAGACUUGAAGAAGAAAGUUGAAUUUAUUAUUUUAAGAUAGGUAAUAAAAAAAUAUACACACACAUUUCAUUCGGGAACAAUGACAUGCAUCUUUAAGAGUGAGAAAGAGGGUUGAACACUGAAACAGAAGCAAAAAAAAUCAAAAUAAUUAUCACCUCCAUUUAGAGUAGAAAUAUCCAAUACUCUUGUCUAUUUGUUAAUUAAAGGUAAAAUAAGGAUAUGUUUACUUGGGUUUUAUUUCAACAAAGUUAUACACCAUACAUUUUCAAAACAGACAAAAAUGACUGUCUUGGUUGCCUAAAUAUUGACCGCUGACUGACCUGCAAAAGAAAUGAUGAUGCAUCAUGAUACUGUGCUCAGUUUUACUCAACAACACAAAGGGGAUUUGUUUCUAGCAAGCAGCAGCCUCUGGUGAAAAUGAAGCAGGUGCAGUUCCUCGAGUGUCCACUUGAGGCUGUUUCCAAAAGUCAGCAGAGCUCCAUUAGAGCCCGUUUUAAAUAUACACUUUCACAGUAGAAGUAAAAAUACUUACUGCCUGGUACUGAUAGUCAUUUUGCUUUUUGUCCCCCAUUUUUUCACCUGGAAAAUUGCACAGGAGGUCAGUACUUAUUAACACCUGAGUCAGUUGAAAUUAGCAUUUCUAUGAUGAGGCUGUCAUCUUUUUUUAAUUUUUGUCAAUGAGUAGAAACAAAAUAUACUGGAACAUUUUUUUCAGGGAUUGAUUUAAUUCAAUGAGUGUGAUGUGCUUGAUGUGACCGCUGAUAUUGCUCUUGUUAUGCAAGGUUAAUAAGCAUUGUUAAUGGGCAGUCAAGGGGUUUGGACCAUCAGAAACAAUUAUUUAACACAGACAGUAAUAGUAACAAUGAAACUGAGACCUACUUGAAUCAGUUUAUUGGACACUACUCUCAGGGAUUGUAAUGAAGCAAUAAGUGAAGACAUCUAAAAUGAUAUUUAUUAGAGUAGAAUAAAAAGGUAGAUCUGUUUGUCGGCUGUUUCUGUUAAAAAUCAUUUUUAAAGUAAAGUCCAUUGUGGGAUCAGCCUGUAAAGAAAUGCUUGUAAUAUCUGUGUGCUGUGGCCUGAGAUCUCCUGAUGACAAGCUGUUUAUGAUGCUUUAUUUGUCUGCACAGGUGCCCUACUGUCUUUAGUCAAAGCACUUGCAGACACAACUGUGAGAGCUGACUGUGUGUGUAUGUGUGUGUGUGUUUUUAGAGACGGCCCCUCAGGCGGUAAUGUUCCCUCCUCUGAGUGAAGAUGAGGUUCACAGGUUGAAAGGCUCUCCCAUCUUUAACUUGACAGAGAUUUCACUCGGCUGUCUUAAACAGCCUCUGGCGCGGGUAACCAGGGCCACACCAGUCGUUACCUCUUCUUUGCUGACGAGAAGCAAACAUGUGAGGCAGUUUGAGCAUUAGACCUCUCUGGCCUGGCUUACUCUGUGUUAUUGGUUUUCUCUCUGGGUGUGGUUUUUACUGCCAGCCGCUGGGAGUGGGUCUACAGAAGGUGUUUCUGUCCAACUCUGAGGCGUACACAAGGCAGCUGUUGGCUUUUAGAGAGGCUGCUGCUUGUGAAUCCCUGCAGGACGGACAGAAAAAAUUCAGCCCACAUCUCUGCAUGCUCUUUAUGUACAAGCAAACAAACAGAUAUGUGUAAUCAGAACAUGGAGAUGGACAUUCAGCCAGCUGGGUGGGGUGGUCUCCUUAGAGAUGGGCGUUUUAAGCGCUGAGGAGACGAGAGGAAAGGACAGGAAAAACAAGAGUUGCAUAAGAGGGUGUGGAUGGAUACUGAAGAUGGGUGGCACUUAUACAAACACAUGAACACACACAUAUAUAUAUACACACACAGUCCAAUCCUGUCUGUGCCCAGCUCUGAAGGCACCAAACACAAAGGAAGUGUGGUGAACGAGUGUUGGAUGAUGGGUGUGGUGGCUAGAGUCACUUUUAAUGAGCUAUAGCGACCAGAGGACAGACAGAACUUUGAGAAGUUUAUUGCACCUAAUGUGAUUUAAUGAGAACAUCUAAUUACACAUUCCUACACUCAAUGUAAAAAUAAUGAAGCACUUCAAGAAAUCACAUCUUUAAUUGGAGAUAAAUAGAUUUUCCUAGUCUUUCUGUGUCCAUUUCACUUCAUAUUUUGAAAGUUAAUAUACAGUAUGUAAACUGAGUCUGUGUGUAAAUAUCAAGUGUUCAGGUUUGUGUCAUACCCACUGGCAGUAAUCUGACUUCACUCUAUUCUCUAUAAACAGAUAUUGUGGCCAAUGAUCUAAUCUGAGUAAAUGAAAAUUAAACUAAGGGGACAAAUUUGCUUGAUGUUGUGUCACAGAGCCGACUGUGACACAUUUCAUUUCUUCUAUUAAAGAAAUAUAUAUAAAGAAAAGUAAUUUUUUAUCCCAUUGGCUGAUUUUUCACUAACUAUAAGCACGUCAAGUCUUACUUUUGCUAUGUCAUAUCCUAGAAUGAGGAUACUUGUUGGGUAAAUUUGGCUAAAAUGAAGCCCAAUAAGACAUUUUGACGAAAAACACUUGCUAAGAUUGGACUUUUUACUUUUGAUCUCAACUAUAGACUGUAUCUUAAAAUAUUUGACUGACACUGGUAUGGACAAUGUCACUUUGUUUCCAUCCACAGUGAGCGUUAAAGCCAUAAGACCACCCCCAUGGGUGCUCACUUAAUGCACUCAUGUACCAAGGGCAUCCACAGAAGCAACUUGACUGGUUGAGUCACAGAUGUGUCAUCUGGAAACUAAAACACAUGUUAAACUUACAUUUUGCAAGUAUUUCACUUACAUUUUCAUUUUAAUAAACAAUAUGAGAUUAAAAUGAACAGUGUAAAAGUUCGCAAACUGUGAAGUCAUCACAUUUAGAGCUCCCCCUACUGACUGGCUGCAGGAUAUUUCAGUAACCCUGUCUUCUUCUUGACAACAGAUGAACUGCAGCCAAACUAUAACAUUUAAAUAUGCAUCAUGAUAUUGAUAUUCACGUACGCUAAUUGAUGUUCAGUUAUUCAUUUAUCCAAGACUGGGUACUUUUAAUUUGUUAUUCAAUUUCAAAGGAGCAUUGAGACACAUUGACCAUUUAGUAUCCAGUCAAUGAUCUGAAUGUGUUUGCUUAGAUUGGACUGUAAACAAGCCAAUGCAUGAAUAAAGGUCUUUGCCGGAAGUCAACCAGCCCCUGGCUACACUGGAAUACCCAAAGAGUUCACUGUCACUCCCAUCUAAUGAGUCCCCAGAUUGGUUAAUAGUAGGAAAAACAUGUUUUUAAAAACCGGUGGAGUUAUGACUUUGAGCCCAUUCCUUCUCUAAUAGCUUUAUUUGUGGGAUCAAGAGCCGUAAUUUGUCGUGUUUGGCUUGAUCCAAACCAAACAACCAUAUUUGAUGAUGAAACUCUCAGUCAUACCAAAAACCUUCAACAUAGAUAAGGAAAAAAAAAAGAAAAACUGUACAACACGUGCACUUCCACUCACUUACAAACACACGCACAGGUUGGCCAUCCUCUUUGAGAGCGGGUGGGUACCCUCUCCUUCCACUGCUGUCUCCCUGUCUCCGGCAGCAGGUUGCCAUGGAAACAGGGCUUGACUAGAAACAACAGGAGAGAAAGAAAAGAAAUCCGGUGCUCUGCCCACCUCUCCACCACUCCUCCUUUGUGUCCCCUCGCUCCAAAAUACCCUUCCUCUUCCCCGACACACGAAGCAUUUCUAACUAAUUACAGGUUUUCCAUGAGGGAGGCAGGCUGGUGACCACUCCGCACUUCUUCUUUAGUCCAUGACAAUAGUUAGAAACCCUUAAAAGCAAAAGCUCCCGCAGAGUUCCAGCAUUUCUAUGUCCCCCUCUCAGUAAUAACACCAUGUCUGCUCCUAACUGUAGACCCUUAUUAUGGGCCAUUAUGGCCACAGUCUCGGCUGAGAGGGCAGAGGAGGUGAAAUCCUGAUAGCUCAUAAAAGCAGCAGGCGUUCUGUGACUGUGGAUGUCGGAGAACUCAGAGGAAAAAUAUAUCACGAAUAAUGUUUUUAUGAUGAUUACAUCUUUAGAAACAAACAUAAAAAAAAUGUAUAAAGUAAGUGUAAAGUUUAAUGUAAUCUAACCUAAGCCUUCAUUUUCCUAAAAACAAAUAAGAUUGAACAGAGAUAUGCCAAGGUAUCGUUCAGCUCUGUCUCUCUCUUUCUCUGGCAUAAUGUGUUUGAAAAAUCAAGUAAAUAUACUAUACUUUGUGCAUGUGUGUGUAAAAUUGGUUUAAUGUGAGGUUGAAAAGCUUUAAGUGCCAGGUAUUAUAAAAGGAACAGUAAGGAUACAUGCAGGUAAAGGAGGGGAUUAGGGAUAUAAAUGAAAUAAAGAAUAUAGUUUGGAGUUUAUGAACCAUUACGGACAGGAUUUAGGAUUUGCAUUAUUCCUGCAUUAAACUUUGCACUCCUAAAAGCCUGGAACUUCUUAGAUAUAAAGUCUGGAUUUCAGCCCUUUUUUCUGAUUUCAUGUACAGUAUCUUUGACUUUUUAUAGACAGUGUAUGUGCAGCGGGUUUGCUAUAAAUGCAGAUCUUCUGUCUUUUUGCAGCUCACUUUUGUGUCUGUAUUUGUUCUGCACUCACACAUGCAUUUUGUAGUUUACUUUAUAUCUACAUUUGUUGCAUGUUUGCACUAACAGAGAUCAUUUAGGCAGUUGCAGCUAUUUCUAACUUGAUUUAAAAAACAAUUUAUUCAUGAAAACAUACUUUUGUAUAAAUAUUCACAUAAAUUUACAAAAGGAAACUUACAAAUGUUCUUGUUUGAGUGUGCUUGUAGUUUAAACUGUGUCAAAAUUAAAGCUUAAAUGAUGAAAAACGAUAAAUAGCUUGGAGGUGUAUUUCUGAAGUCUGUGCAUAUAUAUUCUUGUAAGAGGAAUAUUCUUCAUGGCGGCCCCCCCAUGCUCUACAAAAAAGGAAACAGUUUUUUUUAUUUUAGUGCAUGAAAAAACACCAGUAAAUAAAAGGUUUGACACUCAACCCUCACUCCCAACAUACAUAUAAUUUAUGUUUCCCUACCUGACACCUUCUUGGAGGGAUUUUCUCCAGCAUUUCCUCUAAAAUACCACAAAAGUCAAUCAGUGUUUAACCCAGAGGAUUUCUAUCAACUUUAUUUUGACAACUAGACUCCGAUGGGCUCUAAUUUUUUUUUUUUUAACUCCAUCUCUUGAGUUCUCCAGGGUGAACGCAGCCUGUGUCCAUGGAGACAGAGAUGACAGAAUGGCUGCAGGCUCUGGCAAUAUAUCCAAUGAGUUGUCCAGGGGAGAAGUUGUCACAACUUGCUGGAAAGAUGUAACUCUGUCAUGUAGCUCCAGAGACACAGAAACCCUGCGCUCAUUGGCUCAGAGGGUGGAGGUUGAUAGCAUGCUGGCCAGUCAAAUGAUGGACUUUUUUUUUUAUUCGGUUACUGUGCAAAAAGAGAAGAAUCAAAGAGAGAGACAAAGCUAGCUUGCUAAUUAUCAGGAUGCUCUGUGAAAAGGGUCCAGCAGAGAGUGGAUGGAUUUAGACUCAUGAUGUCUUUGGGCUUUUAUGUUGAAGUUUGUCAUUAUUGUGAAUACGACUCUCUGUCAGUUGCACAUGUAGGGGAACAGGGAGCACGCUCUUCUAUUCUUUUCUCAGACGUACUUAGCAUCCACACGAUUGAAAGCUAAUACACAGUGUUCCUUAAAGGGCUGCAGAAUUUCGUGGAUAUUUCUAUGUAAGCAUUUGUAACAAGCACUUCACAAAAACCUGCAUUUAUUCAAAUAGAUUAGUAAAGAAAUGUUUUAUCUAUUUUGAUACUUUCAUUACUUGAAUAUUUAAAGUAAGGCUUUCUGUCUCAAGGUGUGCAUAUCAUACCUGUUGGAUAGAGGUCUUGCCUUUACAAGAUUUUAAAGCUGCCAGAUAAAGCCUAAGCUAUCUAUCAGCGAUGCUAACAUUGACUGAUACCAGCUGAAACAAUUUCUUUAGAUGUAUCUUGGAUAGGUUUGGUGUAAAACAUGAAAAAUGCAUUCUUGAACAUUUAUUCGUUUUUCACUCUUCAUGUCAUGACAGCGAUGCCGACCGGUUUCAUUUCGCACACACUGCGGGCCUUUUUUUUCUCCUAACCCCCAUGUUUGUGUCCUCUCCCCACAGCACAUUUAGACCCAAACGGCCUGUCGCCACGGCACAUCAAGAGCGACAGCGACGAUGACGACCUGCCAAACGUCACCUUGGACAGUGUUAACGAGACUGGCUCCACUGCGCUGUCUAUAGCCCGCGCUGUACAAGAGUGAGUAUUAUGAUCUAUGCUCAUGAGUGACUUUUCUCCUCUAUGGGCCCUCACAGUUCUUAAAGAAAAGUCCUGUACCCCUAUCUAGAGCGUUUAUUUCCACUCUGCUAUGUCAAAGGAGGAUGUUUAGGAGAUUUAGUCUAAAUACACAACAUACUCCCAGCUGCUUUCAUUUUAAUAACUUGACUUUCAUUGUUUUGUAAGGUCUGUAAUUUGAAAGUAUCUGUCCUUUUGCAGGACUACAAAAGCUAAUUGUUAAUAUGUGAUGUUGCUGGAUAAGAGUUAAUGAUACAUAAUCUUUAACCAUGUAUAAAAAAUAAAGUUUUAUAUGAUUAAAUUUACACUCUAUACAUUAAAUAAGUUAAUAAAUAUUCGAAUAGAUAUAACAUCUGAGAUUACGCAUAUGUGCAGACUUUUUGCAGGGGCUUUUAUUUUGAAGUUGCAGUCCUCUGCCGUGGUGGAAAAGUCACUUUUUCCACCUUUUUUGCCAUCACCCAUUGUUUAUCAACUGCGGAGGGUUGUGGUAUACGAUAUAAUGAGAAUUUCCGAAUUUAUAGGGUAAGAUUACAAGGAUUUCAAGGAUUCAAGCAGCGAUUAAAGGAUUAUGAAAACAAACAACAUGAAAUUUUUAGAAAGUUUGUGUAAACUGUAAAAAAUAAGGGAAAGAUAAAUUCACAUUAAGUUAAAAGUCAGUGCUCUCAAAUUACAGAGCUAUGAGCACAGAGGUUUCUUAUGUUUUCCCUGACAUUUGCUCAUUGUUAGUCACCCUGGAUGGGACCAUUAUUUACAUAAAAACUCUGUGCAGAACCUCAAAAAGGGCAUUUCUGUGUGCUUCUGUGCCUGCUCCUCCAUAUUGGAUGCCUCUGUGUGGGCGUGUAUCUAUAUGCCCGUCUGCAUAUGGCUCAGACAUACUUUGUGCCCCUUACGGCCUACAUACAUCGCAACUCCUGUGGUGCCAGUCCAUCUGUGUUGAAUGAAAAGACUUCCCUCUCCAGCAGACGACAGCUUACACCAUCCUGAUCAGAAACAGGAAAUCAGACGCAGUGAAACACUUGGCUCGGCCCUGCCCUUCUCCCCUCGCCACUCAUAAACUCGGAACAGUCAGAACCAGCAGCACUGCCAGACUCAAGUUAAUACCCUGCGGACUUUUAUUUAGACUCACUGUAAGGGAAGUAUUCCAGGACUUUGUUAAAAUCCUGCUAAUGAUGUAGCAGCAAUAACAAGGCUGAUGGUAGCUCAGACUCACCGCUUGUUUUUUGUUGAUGCGGAUUCGGCUUCAAGGUUGACUUUUAAUACAAAUAAUGUAUUGUUUGAACGUGGUGCUGUAUUGUUUAAGGAACUGAGUAGCUGAAUAGAAAAAGUGAAGCCAAUACCAGCCAGAACCAAAAGGGUUGGUCCAACAGGUUAUUAACUUAUUCAACAUUGAUCAACUGUGCUGUCUUUUAACUAUAAAUUGAGGAUAUCUCUUGGACCUGAGUCUUUCACAGUGAAGGUCUGAAGGAGUGCCAAUCAACCUGUAGUUAACGGACAAAAACAGUGGUGACUUCUCAUUUUUAUGGAACUUGUAUGAGCAAAUAUUUGAGAUUUUUCCUUUGGGAAAACCUCCAAAACAGCUCACUGAUUUCUGAAAUAUUUUAAAGUUUACUUUUUGUGAUUCAGUUUAACAAUAAAAUUCUUGUAAGUAUGUAUGUGUACUUCCUUUAGGUAGGAAAAAGGUAUGCACAUUUUUAACCAGAACCAGAACCCUAUCUUAACUAACAUGCACUUUAGGUCAGGAUGGGUAUUAAAGCUCCUGUGAGGACAUUUUUUACAGUUAUGAGAAAGACUGAAAUUCAUGUUGAUGCCUUUUUAGAAUAUAAAAGAGCAAACAAGACAAUCAGCGACAAGAUUGGCUCCCCAACUCUGCAGCAGCAAGGUGGCUGUCUAACAUGAGUCUGGACCUUUCCAGGGUUUCUGCCUGUUUAAAGGAAGUUUUUCCUCGCCACUGUCACUCAUGUUAGAUGAGAUGGGUCAAAUCUGUCCUAUCUUAAGGUUGGGUCUUGGUAAUUCAUCUAGCAAUGUGCGUGGUCUAGACCCCCUCUUUUUUUUUUAAAAGCAUCUUGGGAUAAAGACUGCUGUGAUUUGGUGCUAUAUAAAUAAAAUUUGAUUGAUCGAUUGAUUAAUUAAUUGAUUAAUUGGCACAUUCGACACUGUCAUUUUUGUUAAUGUGGGGUGGCAGGCAUCAGUAAAGCAGCUAAAGAAACAGCAAUUUUUUAAACAUUAGUCACCAUAAAUGUUAAAUUUGAUAGUCAGAGGACAUUACUUAAACAUGAAGAGGACAAGAUAAGCAAAACCUGCUUCAUCCACAGAGGGGCAGCAAAAUAGACUCUGACCAAAAGUUCCUCACAGGAGCUUUCUCCACUAUGCCACUGCCGCCAAACUGACACUGACUUGAACGUCUUUCCUCAGAAAUUGCUGUCAUUUUUUUCUCAGUUAACGGGACUCAACACUGCCCCCAUGAUUUUUGCGGUACUGCAACAUUUGGUCCAUCUCCAAAUGUUUUCUAGAAAUACAGACAAAAUGAAUUCAGAGGACAGACUGAGGGCUUUGACUGUAAAUUAAUGCAUAUCAGACAAAGUGUAUAAAUUAGCAAAGAUCCAAAUUGACUGAAUUGACUUUUGCUCUGAUAAAGACUCAAGAUAACAACCACUACACUGCUGAAAUCCAGGCUGCAAUAAACAGUCCACAGAGUUCUGCUGCUUCAGUUUUACAGUCGAUGUUUGCUACACACUGAGCUAGAAAGUAUUUCUCUGGCAGAGCUUGUUCUGCUCUACAAGUCGAGGUUGUUAUGUUCUAGGGAAGACACACUCUCUUCUUCUCUCUCACACUCGCACACAUGCGCACAGACGCUCACUGGAGGACUCAGGUUUCCGUGCAGGUUAUUGAAAGGGACAGGCGUGCCCCUGAGUGCCACACGUGGGCACCGGGUGGUCAGAGGAGAACAGAGGUUGGCAGGACCCAACCUUUCACUGCCCGAGCUUUCACCACAGAGAGAAAUCACCAGCCAGGCUUUAGCAAUGCCCUGCCAGGGCCUGCCCACACACUCACUGCUCUGUGUGCAAAGUGCAGACUGUGCUGUGUGGAGGACUGUGCUCAUGUGUGUGCGUGAAAAGUGUGUGUGUGCACGUCUGUAACUAUUAAUCCCCCUGUGUGUGUCUGUUUGUGUGUUUGCUCCGAAUGCACGCACGUGUUUCUGCAUAGUGGACAGAACAGCUGGUUCCAGAAGGAGGUCAGCCAUUGUCAACAGGAACACACACUUGCAUGUUUGUCUGUGAAAAACAAAGCAGUCUGUAGUCUUCGUCAGUUACUCCCCGACUUUUGGCCGCAUAGAGGAGAAAUGUACGUUCUGUGUUGACACGACACAUGCGACAGAGGCUGGCAGAGCUUAUUUGAAACAUAUCUGUCCUUUGUGUUGCUUUGUUCCCCGUUUUUUUUUUUUUUUUUUGGAAAACGUGUGCACAGUGAGUGUAGAAAGAGCAGCUUUAUGUAAUUCAGUAUCCACAUUUACACAAGCAGCCAUCCAGAGCAUCAGAGGAGAGGAGUGUUAGGGCGGAGGAUGGGAGUGCCUGCAGCUUCCAAUCCAGGUAUCCAUAUAUAAAUAAAUGAGUGAAAGGAGAGAGUGUAAGUGUGUGUGUGUGUGUGUGUGUGUGUGUGUGUGUGUGUGUGUGUGUGUGUGUGUGUGUGUGUGUGUGUGUGUGUGUGUGUGUGUGUGUAUGUCAUGUGCUCCUUGGGCAGCCUCCUCCAUAUUCAUGCGUUUCCCUGGGGACGGGUGGAUAGGCUAUUGUGGGAGAGCACGAGUAAAAGAGGGGAAGACAGUUACACAGAGAGGGAGAGAAGGUGUGUAUGCACGGGAGUGUGUGUGCGUGCGUGUGUGUGUAUGCACAGGUCUAGGGGCUUGUGUUGGAAGGGUUGUCUCUGCUGAAGUCUGGCUGGUCCCCAAAGACCUGGAGGCCACGGAGCAGAGCAGGUGGAGGGAGGGCAGGGGGGUUAGUAUCCUCAGACAGGUACAGGAAUGCCCAGUGGGCAGUCUUCCAAUGCACACAUACACUGACAUACACACACACACACUCACACACACUUUAUUUCCUGUUUUCCUGAUAAAUCCACUCUUGCUGUAGGUCUGUUUAGGAACCUUGCAAUCCUGUUUCUGUGCUGAAACUCUUCUUUGUUAUGUCCGUGUUUCCUAUGAGAAGUUGGAAAAAUAUGUUUUGUGUUCACACGGCGGGAAACCCCUGAUACAGGUCACACACACACACACAUACACAUACACAAACAUACACUAGAUACUCACACUCCCUCGCUGCCUCUCAGACCCCGUCACGGAUGAAAAGGAGCUAAAAAAAAAAGAGGAAACAAAGGAACCAAACAGAGGUCAGCUGUGUUUGAAAUAAUUCUCUGCAGUACUUCCUAUUUCUCUCUGCUGCUGCUUCAUGAGACACAAACACACAUUCACACGGCCAUGUUGCAGAAGUGACACACAGAGUUCAAGACAGUGUGAGCUCUAGCCUCUGGGCUCACAUGAGCAACUACAACAACCGAUUCUCAUCUAUGAAACAUUCAGCCAAAGAUGCAGUUACAAGACAUGAAGACCCAUUGGGCAGUGGCUGAAAAAAACACUCUUACAGCUGAAUUUGCUCGAGUCUCAAACUGAGAAAGCGGAUCAGCUGAGCCACUUAUACAAAUACAUACUUAUCCUUGGUAUUAUUAUUGUUCUUUUUUAAAUAUCAUGGUUGUAUCACCAUUUUCUACUUUUUUGUCAGCACUGGGAGAGCUAAGUGUGUUAAACUGAAUCAUAUUGUGUCAUCCUAUCAUACUGUAUUGAUCAUUAUAUCCUAAUGUAUCGCAUCAUAUCCUUUUGUUUUCAUAUUGUUUUGUGUUUAAGUAAUAAGUACAUCUGCUUAUCAGUCUGCUGGAGGCCACACAUUUUUUCAAGGUCAGCUGUUUUUGUUAUGACAAUGGCAACUCUCAAGAUUGGCUAUGGCUGCGUGAGUAGAUCAGGAGGUAAGAGCGGUCGUCCAAUAACUGGAAGGUUGGCGGUUCAAUGCCCCCCUACCCCGAGUCUGUCCAUUGUGUCCUUGGGCAAGACACUUAACCCACCUUGUUCCCAGUGUGUGUCCUCUACUAGUGUAUGAUUGUGAAUGUGUUGUGUGGUGGUGGUCUGAGAGACCGUAGACGCAAACUGGCAGCCAUGUUUCCAUCAGUCUACCUCAGGGCAGCAGUGACUACAAAGGUAGUUUACCACCAUCAAGGUGCGACUGUGUGAGUGAGUGAAUGAAUGAUGUAUCCAAUGUAAAGCGCUUUGAGGGUCUCUGAUAAAGCGCUAUAUGAAAUCAGAUGCAUUACAAGGAAUUAUGAGACUGAAAUUGGACUCUUAAAAAUAGGCAGUAUAUGUAAUCCUAAUGAUUUCAUAUUGCAGUAGUACUGUAUUGUUACUAAAGUAAUCGAGUGUACAGUGUUGGUUUAGGCAGGACAUGAAAGUCAGCUGAUCAUCAAGCCAGCCAAUAUCAGCUGACAGCUCAGCCGGUAACCUCCCUCACAUCCAGCAGGCAAACGUCAAAAUGGGCGUUCUGUUUAAACUGCUUCUGCUUCCUUCACAAUCGCCUGCCACCCACUUCCACCUCAGCUCCUUCGUUUGUGCUGUCUGAUCCUCCCAGUGUUGUAUGUACUGUCACUGACGUUGACUCUGUUCUGCGCUCUCCUCACUGUGGGUUUGGCGUUCCUCAGGUGGAAGGGCAGGAAGCUCUCAUAAUGGGGCGGUACCACCAAAUACAAUUGUUGCAUAUAAUAGUAAGUGUAGUCCUGAGUGAAGUGGGUGAUAUGGUGAUAUUGCCUUGUCUCUAGUGAUUUCCAUACUUGGUGGUGACACAAGUCCAUGUGUAUUGGCUGAUUUUUCUGGUUGAAAUGUACCAACUACCAGCAACACAGGGCUGUUUUGUGUAUUUACUCAUACAGCAGCCUGCUGAUAUAAAUAGCAACUCUACUCUAGUAGCAUCUUCCAGCAGACCAGUAGUGGUGAAAAUUUUUUCAACCCACAGAGAAGCAAAAACCUUCAGCCACAGUUAAAACAUGGUGUGUUGAAGGGAUUUUAAACCUUUUUGUCCCAAAAUAUCUUGAUCCUCGAGUCUAAUAAAUAAUGUGACCACUAGUAUUUUGAGGAUAUCAAGCAGCUAUGAAAAUGGGAAAGUGUGAAGAAAACGAUGGGAGUAGUUUGUCUAUGUCCUGGAUAUGAAAUCUCCUUAAAAAUGUAACAGUUUUACACUUAAAUAAAGCUUAAUUUUAUUUUUACUCGAUAAAUUUGAUCUUGAUUCCCUCAGAAGCACCACUACAUUUUUUUAUUUCAACAUCUACGUUUCUUUCAGGACAAAGACAUGAACAUUUUGUAUGUUUUUAAUAGUUACCCAAAGUGUAAUAAAGCAGAGAUCUGUGCGUGAGCCUCAGAACCAGAGCAGGGUUUUGUCAGCGUCAUGGCCGGCAGUAGAGAAGCAGUUGUUGUAAAUGAGAUGAAUUAAUAUCUGAUGAGUAAUGAGUCGUCACUCGGUCUUUGUUUUCAGAGCUGUUGUACUCAGACCUUCCUAAAUUAUAUCAUACUCACAGAGUCACUUCAGGGAUGAAGUCAGAGUGUAAAUAUCCGCCUCAUCUGCUGAGCGUCUGAGCUCAGAGUGUUUCCACUGUAAAUCCUGCCUUUCCUCUUCGCUUCUGACACACAGACACACACACAUACAGAGAGAGAGAGAGAGACUUUAGGCUCUUGUCUACAUUGUUUCCUUCAGUUUUAUGAUUACACUUCUUUCUAUAAAUCUUCGGUUUUGGCAUCAUGUGUCAGUGAUGAAUACAGACUUUAGAGGGAGGAAGCGAGUGAGAAAAGAGAGGGGAGUUAAAGUUCACUUCAUAUCUGACCCAUGUACUCAUUUCCUGUUCAGCUUCACAUUGGCAGAAGUUCAAAAUCAACAGGUGAUGCUUAUGUUUGUGUUUUCUUCCUCUGUUUUUCUGUGCAUUCGUAUGUAAGUAUCAUGAUUGCGUGCGUGGAUCUGCGUCUGCGUUUGACAGAUCGUGCUUCACACACACAGACAGGAAGCGGGUUUGUGAGUGGAGGAGAAGGUUCACUUGAGAGCUCGUCUGGCAGCCCCUGCUCCUCUUUCAAAUCCCUUUAACAUGACUGAAGCUGUUCCUUUCUCCCCCUUUCUCCCCUCUCUGUUCUUACCUGUUUCUCUGUAUCUACAGAAGAGACUCUGAGACCUGGAAAAAAAAAAAAAGCAACUCUGCUCCAGUGCAGUUAAAUUUAUCCCACAGAUAGCACUCCUCCCCUCUAGUAAACAGAGAUGUCUUUUUUCUUUCUCUACUGUAUCUCUCUUUUUAUUUUCCUUUUGUUGUGUGGAAAUAUGUGCGUCUGCUGUUGGGUUGAUCACUGUGUGAAAGGUGCUCGCCUUUUUUUUACAGUUGACAAUUGCUACUGAGACAUGAACCAUGAACCAGACAUGACCAUCUACCACAACAACCCUACCCUCCUUUUAGUUCCUUCCUGGGUUUAUAUGUGUGUGAGAAUGGUUUGUGUGUCUGUGUCUGUGUGUGUGUGUGGGUGUGUGGGUGGGUCGGUGGGUGUGCAGCAUUAUUUUCAGAGAAGUGACGCCUGAGUACAUUUACAUUAACCGCAAAUGUGAUCCUAAAAUGAGACACAGAGAGACACUUCCUUGUAGUCUUGUAUGCAAAAACACACAUUUUGCUGCUGGAUGUCACAGUUUAAAAUGAUUGAUCUUAUUAUCAAGAGAAACGUUGAGUAGUCGAUGGAGGGGAAAACGUCAUGCAAAAGUCAUGAUCAUUCUCACUCAAGUAUUGAGAAUAAACUCCUCUGAUGGAUGAAAGAAUACCAGCCUUCUUACCUCAUUUACCUCUUUAGUUGAUGCACAGCAGUGCUGCACUGCCACCUGCUGGCAGAGCUACUGCACUACAUUACAAUAUAUUUCCGCUUCUAAGUUUUCUGACAAAGGAGAUUAACUGUUUUAUAUCAGCAGAAAAAAAUACUUUCCGAUCUUUAGCAACUACUAUUACUAUUACUCCUAUUUUUGUGUGCAGGAGUUUGCUUUAUUCAACAUCUCUCUGCCAACAUUCAGCUUCCCACAAUAGUCAGUUUCACAUCCCAAAUACUCUUGUGCAACAAAAACACUUCCCAGGAUCAGCACUUGUACAGCAACAGUGAAAAAAUGUCACUCAGCACAAAGAACUAAAAGCACUUACAUGUAGUAGUAUUUUACUGUGCAUCACUCUUGUCUAUGAAGUACUUUUUUGUCUGAUAUCACUUAAAUGCACAAAACACACAGAUACACUUGUGUGCACAAAAACAUAGACUUUUUAAUAAAAAUGUUCCAGAGCUACGAAAGGAAAAUCAAAUCUCAUGGGCUGUUUUUGGUCUUUGUGUAAAAUGUCGUUUGGGUUUACUGUAUUGUUCAUAAUAUAGCGCCCCUACCAUUUCUGUCGAAUCCAAACAUACAAUACAUACACUGAGAAAAUGUCACUCUCUUACUGAGAGUGAAAAAGCUUCGCAGCUUAGCAGGAAUGCGCCAAAUGCUCACUGGGGGGUGCAAAGAUAAACAGGGAAUCACUAAAAUCAAUGUUUUUAAUUAUACAACAAGACCGUUUUAAGUAUGGUCAUCAUCAUCAUCACCAUCAUCAUCAUCAUCAUCACCAUCAUCAUCAUCAUCAAAGUCUAAUGAUUCUCUCUUUCUAUCUGCUUCUGUUUCAGUUCGAUGUCCCCGUUCAGUAUUGACAGCAUACGGCGCCCCCGCAGGUCAGAGUCUCCAGACUCCAAAAAGAGAAGAAUCCACAGAUGUGACUUUGAGGGCUGCAAUAAGGUCUACACCAAAAGCUCCCAUUUAAAAGCACACCGGAGGACGCACACAGGUGAGUGACUUCUCAGAACCAGUGUACGACCGCUGGAUUUUUGUUAAAUUGUGUUUUUGAAGAAGUCAAAAAAGAAUAAUAGUGAAAUGUUCUUCUAAAUCAUGACUGAGACCAGAGCUUUGUCAGGCUUUAACCUCAAAACAUGAAUAAGACAAUAAUAGGCAUGUAACUUGUUCUAUUUUGGGGGAAAAAAAUGAUGAAAUUUGAAGGUAAAACUUGCAUUGUAGAUGUAAAACCGAUACUGUUGUUUUGUGUUGGUGCCGUUCAGCAUCCUCCUCAUCACUACAAGCAAAAUGACUAAUAUGUGCAUACACAGACAUUUUCACACAACCAAACAUCAAUAUAUUGACAUAUUCUCCAUGUAGCUCGGCUCAAAGUCAAAGGUCAAACAUGAACAUCUUUCAUGUUGUGAAUCUAAUCAGACACAAAAUCGUAAUAAGGAUAGAUUUCCAUGAAGGUUCUGUACGGAUGAACUCAAAAAGGAGUCGAUAGUCCAACCCAAACACGUUACCUCUCCCAGAUAAUCUUAACAUGUAUUCACUUUUUUAACUGAUUUGCUUUUGUGGUCAAACCAAACAAUUUGAAGUCUUAAAAAAGCAGAAUUAUCAAUGAAAUCAAUUUAUUUGGAAGUACUACUAAAAUUGUAGAACUAUUACUUACUGGAUAGCAGCUAUUAGCAUUAUUGAAGUCAACAUAUUAAGAGAUAUGUUUUAGCCUGUUAACAGAAAAAAAAAACAUCUGAUGACACAGCCAAGACUUUUGCAGAGUUUUGUUGCGUUAGUACAAAAUCCAGAUGUUGUGAAAUCUGCUGGAGUAUGCCCUUUUUUGAGUGCAAUUUUCUGCCUCACCAGCAGAGGCAUCGCUGUGUAGAGUUCAUGUACAUGUAAGGUAGAAAUAAAAGGUAAUAACCAUGCCUACUUUAAGGGGAGUACUUUAAGCUCCCACAUUGGACAACUUGGUUCAUAGUAAGGAGUGGAAACAUGCACAAACACUGGUGUGGCCUAACUACACAAUGACAUGUAAUAAACAGAAACAACCACCACACCCUCUAUCUUUAACAAGGACAGCAUAUAAAGACCUGUUUGAAUGACUUUAUGGAAGCUUGUAAACUUAUUGGUUCCUGCAAGGGCAGUUAUGAUGUGUGACUUGACUAAAUGAACAAAAUGUCCAGAGGGAGAUUCUCAUACAUUCAUGUCUUGUAUAUGUUGUAAAAAACACAACAGAUUUCUGCAUUUUGAGGAAAUAUGAAGUAUGAUUUCACUUCUCUGUUACGUCAAGUCGGUGCUUAGCCAUGUUUGCUCUGCUUGUCACGCUAAAAUUUUCUCUAUGACAGUGACAUACAAUAAUCAUGCAAGCACAGCAUAAAUGGAAAGAAUAAUAAUGAAGAACGUUAGAGUGGAGCUCUAAAUAAUGGUAUCUGUACCGCCAAUCAAGACCCACUUUGGGCUCAGUCAGUUACAGAUAUUAACUAUGUCUCCACAUGCUGUGAAUAACACAAGCAGGAGAUGAGCCUUGUUAGCUCUGUGAAAUUGAAUUUACUCAUUGAAAUGAUCAGUUCAGGUGUGAACAGCUGUCCACUUGUGAUAGGAUUAACCAGGACACAUCACUAAUACAGGCAUUCAACCCUCAGACCCUCCUCUUUCUGGAUUGGCACCAAAGGACAGUGUAGAAACUAUCACUUUAUCACUUCAGCUCUAUUCUUGCUUGUUCACCUCUCUGGUUUUAUUGACAGAAAUUGUUUCAUUAUUUCAUUUUCACUAACACUGUGCCUGGGUUAUAAUCAAAAACUUUGGGAAAGUUUGGCUGGAAAGGACGUUGAAGAGUAACAAGUCGAUGUUACAGGGUAGAAAAUGGAAGCCCAAAGAAGAAGUGUUUUCAAGUUUCCACAAAAUAUAGACACCUAUUGUGUUGUGGGGUAUGAUAUAGUACCAUACGAAUAGUGAUCCAAUAAGGUUGUGUCUUAUGUAGGCCUCCUUUUAAAGCAACAAUAGCUUAUUAUGUUUAUACUUAAAAGGUAUUAAGCUAUUCUUAUAAUACACUUGGGGAACCCCUGGAAAGUAGCUUUCGUUCGAUAGACAUGCGUCUGAAUUGUUUUUCUAUGUUUCUCUGCAGGGGAAAAGCCAUACAAAUGCACCUGGGACGGCUGCACGUGGAAGUUCGCCCGCUCCGACGAGCUGACGAGGCAUUACAGAAAACACACAGGGGUGAAGCCCUUCAAGUGUGCAGACUGUGACCGCAGCUUUUCCAGAUCUGACCACUUGGCCCUGCACCGACGGAGACACAUGCUGGUGUGAAUCAGAUGAAGAGAGAUCUGAAGGAGAGAGAGAUCAAUGAUUCAGACCUACACACACAUAUUCAGGCAGCCGGGGGAGCGGGUUCUCCCUGUGAAUGUUUUUCAGCUGGCCUGGAUGCGCACACACUUACACAUACACACACUCUCAUCCGUCGGGAGGAGAGAAGAUGGAGACGUGCACAGGGCUUGUUGAGCACAAAACAGGGUCACUUCUGGAUCCUCUUUGGGCUGGAAGGAAAAGACGGCAGGAUCUGUUAUUGUCAUUGUUUGGAGUUUAUUAGGGAACUGUCUUUUACAGCACUGUUUGUAAAUGUUUCACUUUGAUUUUUAAAGAACUUGCUCUCUUAUUUGGACAAAAAAAAGAAAAGAAAUAUAAUGCAAUCGCAGCUGUCUUUUUUUGGUAUCUUUCUUUUCAUUCAAACGGCUGCUUUUCGAAGCAUUCAUAAUGUGAAGGACCCCAUCAUAAGGAAUGGAUUUCCUACGGGAGCAGAGGUUAGGCCUGGACUGGAUCACAGAAGAGUUGUCAGGCCUUGUUGGAGUUUAAGGCAGUAUUGUUGCGCCGUGCCUCCCUGUGAGUCUGAAUUUUGACCAGCAGAUGGCGCCAUUUUACCACAGAUGGUCUCCUUUGCCUGCUGGAGCCUGCUGUCGAAACGGAGGCAUGCCAUACAGAAGCAAAAAGAGGGCUGGACUUUCACCUUUACCAUCUCUGGCAAACAAUAAUGACAUUUAUUCAAAUAUGGAUCGACCUCAUCAAUACAUCUACAGUUUUAGAAAACUCAUCAUUUCAUUCCAAUCAAUGAAAACCGGACUGUCAUAUCAUCACACCAGCAAGGAAACACACCAUUCAAAGACGACCUCACGUCUCAUCAGUGCAUUUCUUUAUGUUGAGCCUUUUCAAAGCAUUUUCUUAUUAAAACAAAUCUUUGGUGGAUUUUGUGCUGUGAUUAGCAAUCAGUAAAGUGCAAUCUUAAAAGAUAAAUAUACUUUCAGUAUGACUAUGUUUUGUUUAUUGAUUUUUUUUAUUUGAAAUGCCUGCUCUUUGCUUAUGUUUGACUCAGAAAAAUACAACCCCUCAUGUACAGUGAACUUUAAAACAAUCAGAGGAGAUUUUCAGUAUGUGAAAAAAAUAGAGGCACCUUACAGACUCAUGAUUUCAUCCUGUCCAGAACUCUCUGUCAUUAUUUAGCUGUUCUCUCAGUACUGAAGGUUUUUUUUCUUUGCACAGACCAUAAGCUGAAACUUUGGUCGGCUGCAGUGUUACAGGGAUAGAGUGCUACCAGAGGUCAAACACAGAAGAGCAAUACAUACAGAACAAAGCGAAAGAAGCAGAGUCGGCCUCCUCUUUGGUCUGUUUGCUGAUGUCAACAUAUCGGAGACGUUUCAACCGUGAUUCCCUGUUUUGAUUGAUUUGUAGCUUCAGCACAAGGCUCUGAUCUGAUGCAUGUUUCAGUGAGCAAGUUAUCUUUUUGUUUGCAUUUUUUUUCUCUCUCUCUUUCAAAUACAGUCACUUGAAAAGUUAUCACCUCGGAUAAAAUAUGUGUUUAGAUUAUUUUCUGAUCUACCUGACAUUUGGCUGGAAAAAUGUAGAAAUUAGGAGGAAUUAAAUGCAUAUAUUUAGAGACCGUAUACAUAACAAAAUACACUUAGACUACAUUUGUAGAUACUCUUACUGGCAUAAACAUUGGCUCUCUUAUAGAAUCUUAUUUCGACUCAAUCAGGAAAUUAAACUGAGUUAAAAAGGUAUAUUUUUACAGUCAUAAUAACAAGCUUUUAUCUCAAAUAUCCAAUCCCUGUGUAAGACAUAAACCCAAGAGAAUCCAGGGCCACUUCAUAUUAUUUCAAAGUGCUGCUAAAUGCAUUUAUUGGACAGAAGCCAGUAAAAAAAAUAGCAGCCUUUUUGUUAAUAGCACCUUGAAAACCGUACACUUACACACACACACACACACACACCUGCACAUUUGUAUUUUACACCCUCCCUUUUUCGUAAAGCAGUCAAAUCCAGGAAGUCAUUUCCACACAUGCACACACAGUAUGUGACAGCCCUUUGGUUUAAUGAAGAUUAGUAAUGUAUGUUAUCAUUAUUUAAUGUAUAUUGUUUGUGCACAUGUCAUCAUGCCCAGUUGUAUUAUCAUUUUGGCAAAAAAGCAUAUCAGCACCUUGUUUGUCUUAUUAGUAUGAUUUUCAAAUUAUUUUAUUUCAGAUGUCGAUUUAUAAACAAAUAAUCCUCCUAUUUUAUCAUCCAUAUAAUGUAUGAGAACAUUUUAUUAUUGAGGGGCACUUCAUCAUUGCAUAUAACUCUUUUUCUUCUGUACAAAGGAUCUUUUGAAAUGUUGUAAUAUAUGUGAUAGUGAAGAUAAAAACUUAUUACAAAGUUCUACAGCCUGUAUAUACAUUGGAAAAAUAGGGCUUUUGAUUAGUAGAUGCAGGAAAUACAUUUAUACAUGUAAAGUCUUUUUUCAGAGACUGUAAUUUAUCUAAUUUGAUAUACAGUGAAAUGGGGCUAAUGGUGUUUCAUCAUGUAAAUUAUCAUAUGUGAUGUUAUAUAACAGUUUGCUUUCUUUCGGUUUGUGGUUAACUAAGUUCAUGAUCGAAACCAUUUUUAUUCCUAAGGCUGAACCAGUGUUUGCUAUAAUCAACAAAUUAUUUAUAUACAAUAACCGUAAUAAGGUACUCGAUUUCCCUGUGUUGCUAUUUUGAUAUACCCAGACAAGAAAUUCUAUUGAUCAAGCACAUAUCAACAACACGUGUACUUUUCGUGUUCAGUAAAUGACAUUGCAUGCCUUAAUACGCCACUUUUCUCUAAAUUCAGCGAGACUUGAAUACGGUGUCUCCACAGGACAGGGUGUGGUCUAUCUCCCUCCAGCAUCUCUUUCCUCAUUUUAAAGCAUAAUUUUGUAACGGUAACCAGGGUCAAAGUUAUGCAAUAAUAAUAAUAAAUAGUGCCUCAUAUUGCAAACUUGUAAUAUCAGCUGCUCCGUGCAGAGUUAAGAUUUCAACAUGUGUGCUCAAAUUAAUAAAAUUUCAAAUGGGAAACCAUCCUUUUUUUUUUUUUGUUUUUAGAAAAAGCACAGACAACAUUAUGCAAGUCGGACCUCUAAUGUUUAACUUUCUUUUUCGCACUGAGCCUUAUGCCAUUGUGUCAAACACAGCAUCCUCCCAUAACACUUCACCGGCUGUUUUAUAGCUCGCGUUAUUACUUUGCUUGCAAUAAGUCACUUCCUCUAAGGGGGACAAACUGAGUUACAAAGGCCUCUUGAUAUUUCUGCUCCAUCAUAUGAAUUCAACGCCGUGGUCUGAUGGAGGAUGAUGAGGAAUCUUACUCGCAGGAAUAAAAAAACAUAUUCCUGUGGCUGUGGAGUGGCGCCUUUGUUAAUGAAUACUGAUCUUACACUUCUUUAUCGGUUCAAUAUCUAAUUUUACUUUCUGUGUUAACAUCUGCUUUUGUUUCCUGGUUUUUGAAAAUUUAAGUAGUGAAGCCAAUGCCUAUGUUUCAAGUUUGCUGAUAUUACGUACAGUAAUCGUUGUUCCUGUAUUUAUGUAAAGUGAGUGUAGUGUAAAUAUAUUCAGAUCUUUUCAUUCUUACUGGUAAAAAAAUGAAAACGAAAAAAAUUGUGAUAUUGCUCAGCAUCGCUUCAAAAGGGAGAUUCUGCUCAAGGAAUUCCACAUCUGAAAAAGAAAUUUUUAACCUGAUAUUUUUCAAAAACUUCAAGAACAGGUGUCCUUUUUUUCUGUUACAGUUUUUUUUUCUUCAAGAGUUGUUUAAGUAUCCAGUCAGUGUUUUGCCUUUUUCUCUGUAUUUUUCAUAUGGAUGGAGCUGUGAAAUUUAAAAUAAGUUCAAACAUAUACAUGUAUAUCAAUAUGAAUGGAGGCAUGAAGGUUAAUAAAGUUGCAUUUUGUAUGUAACACACUGGUA